AUGUUUAGCAAUUUCGCAUGCAUAAUAAAGGGUGAGACUUUUUAAAGUUCUUUUUAUUCAUUGACCAGUGGCGAAUGUGACAGUUUUUAAAAUUUUUUUAAGUAUGUCAUUGACAGAAUUAAUCUUUUUCCCUCAUACUUUAAUGUUCAAAUUUUAGAUAUUACAAAUAACUAUUGAAAGGCAGGUAGCAUAUUUACGAAACACUUAGGAUCGAAGAGAAAUGCUGUUUUUAUCACAGUGCUGGUCAUAAUUACCAGGCUAGCACCGGCCUCGCUUAGCGCAUCCUUGUCCCACAGGAUUGGAAUGGGCAAUAGCGAAUAUUGAGGUACCAGCAUGAGGGGAUGUGGUACAACGCGAACGGAUGUGACCCCUCUCCAACCAUCUCACCAGUAAAAUGCGUGUGAGGGCGCUGUCUUUUACGUAAUUUUGACUCCCUUUUUAUUGUCACCGGAAGCGUAAUUGCCGCAAACCGUGGACUAUCGGCAUCUCCUAAACGUAGGAAAUCGACUUUUCACACUUCCUACCGAGGGAAGCUUAGCCUGAUUGAUUACACAAGCGAUUGCUCGUCCACGCGAUCCCCACCCCCUCUACAUAAGACAUUUGAUAGGAAAUAGUGGGGAAAGAUGUCUUAUUUAGAAAUCGCAAAAUGCUAAAUGCACAGAAAAAAUCUCAAGUGUUGUAUGCACAGGCAUGUGGUGCGGGGUCAUUGUUUGUUAUAGGCACCCAUUUCGGCUGGUACGACAGGUUUCUCUAAACAAAUGAAAUUGUGGGCCGUACGUAACGUCGUUAGGUUUAAAAUAUAAUGUGUAGAUAAUUGUAUCAAAAGUUAAGAAAAAAAUUUCAUAUUACUUCAGUUGUCAAAUUUUGUUGGAAAUUAUCAGUAAAAUUCGACAACUCAAAUAUUAUGGAACUUUCUCCUUGGAAUGAAUAUAUUCAUUCCAACCCCGCAUCUAAUAAAGUAAUAAUAGUAUGCGUAACUUCAGCUGCGUCGGACAUGUAAAUGGUACCUUCCUAAGCGUAAUUACCGCGCUGCCGAACGGAGACUAAGCUAGGCAAACCGCUGUGGUAGUGGUACAUUGUAGUAGCUGAAUUUUUAAAAUCAAUGAAGGCAAUUGUUUCUCCUCCUGGAGUUUGGAUCUGCCGCCAUGCCUCUCCUUGGCUCCGUGGGAUCAAUCAAUAGCGUUUUUGCGAACUGCCUGUGCAGGGCAAUUACUAAGUCUGGGGCUUAGUCUAAUAUCAUCUGUACGUGUCAACAACAAAAAUUUGACAUGACAGUGGGAACUGCAUGGAUGGGGUAACCAACUAACGACCUGUUUUCUGUGGAUCCUCCCCAGCGGAAGCUGAGGCAUAGGCAGGACCGAAUUGAGUAGCCAUUUUGCUAUAGCGUAUUGACGAUAAUAUCUAAUUGUAUAUUAUUGUCAUUUUAAUCAUUAUACCUAUGCGUCUAUGAGAGAACGAUCAACAAAACAUAAAUGGGGUAUUAACUAGAUUGCUUCUUUGGACAGUAGGAGAAUGGCUUACAAUGACAUUGUCAUCGUCCAAAGUUGUACUUUUUAUUUUUUAUGACUUCUACUUGUUCUUAGAUAUUUUGAAAAGUAAAUUUUAUUUUUAGACCGAUUCUACUUUGCCGCUGCUCACAGUCUUCCACCAUCGUCAAUCAGUGUUUGCAUCUUUAGCAUAGACGACGAAAUCAUUUAUGAAAAGUAAGGCAAGCGAUUGGAGCGCAUAUAAAUUUAGUUUUUAUGCUGAUUUCGGACCUUUCAACCUCGCCCAAUUAUGCCGAUAUUGCAGAAGGCUUAACAGAAAACUAAAGGUUUUAUUUUUUAUUAUUGAUUUGACGCCAUGCCUAGUCAGCGACAUUGAGCAAAAUGAAAGUUGUGCACGUCUGCUCAUAUGACAUCCGAAAACGAACUAAUGCUGCGUUCCUUGUUGGCUGCUACCAGGUAAGUUUGCGCAGUCUGUCAACUAUUUGUUCGAUUCGACAGGUAAUUUACUUGAAACGGUCAGCAGAAGAAGCUUAUCAAUGCUUAUUAACAGGAAAUAUACCGUCUUUCACUCCAUACCGGUAAGUUUGUUGUGAAGAAUUCAAAGCCAUUUAAAAACGUUUUAAUAUUCCUAUCGAUACAGCUGUGUGAUGAGCUGUUUAUGAACAUCACCCACGCUUGUUUUCCCUCUACCUCCCUUUUCUUCUGGAAAUCUGCUCGGGUCUGACAAAAUUAAGACAUCCGCGUCCCAUUUUCAAAUAAUUAUAAAAGGUUAAUUAAGGCAUUCUCUCUGUUAUAGUAAAUUUAGUUCCAUUAUUGUCGUUCUCUGCUAGCUCCAUGACGCAGGAAAUAAAAUAACUCCGAAAAGCUUUGUUUCGUUUAAGUAAUUUUUGAUAUUUAGAAUUGAUUUCUAUGCGAAUACGCUCAGUCAGGCUUUUUGCCUCAUGAGCAAGAACUUAGAACAUAAUAAUCGCUCAUUCGACUGACACUAACGUUUUCUGUUAAGAAGUCUACGUUUGUCUAAAAUACGGUGCAAUAAACCCGGAAAGAUGUUAUUAAAAUUUCUCAUAAAAUUAGUUGGACAUUUCGACGUUUUUGCGGUCCUAAAUGUUUUUACCUUAGUAUUGAAUUAUCCUUCUGAAAAUCUCCGUCUUGAAUACCCACUAGACGAUUUUGUCACAACGUAAGAAUAGGUAAGUGCGAAUUAUCAAGCAUUCCUCAAGACCGAGUUUGGAAGCGAAUGAACGUGGCAGUGUCGAUCGGUGAAAAAAUGAAGGAUCAUUGCAACGACAAGAAACCUAUCAUUAGCUGUAAAAACAGAUAGUGAGAAUAUCCUAUAGGAAGAAGCACUGCCAGCUUCAUUAGCAUUAGCAGUAAGAAACCACUUCUGAUAAAACUUCAACAAGGGAGUACUCUAAUCAUCCAAGAACACAAUUUGGGAAGGUGGUUAGACCCAUGAACCCUAUCGUAUAACAGUCGAGGAAUAAAAAUAUCCAAAAGAGACCGAAGUUUUAUCCACUUUAGCUGAUUUUGAAAAUAAAACUAUUCAGGUCAUAAAACUGGAGCGAGAGAGAUGUCUCGGAAAAUUGGCGUUCUCCUUGUAGUCGAUUGCGACCAAGGACUUUUAAACAGUCAUGUGUAGAGCUUAAGCCACUUCGGGCUUCAUACGGGUGUAAAAAUACACUGAUGAGCGUCCGUGAAACUUGCGACUUACGUUCAUAUGGGGAACUUUCGUCAGACCUUUCUGAUUUUAACGUGUCCUAAAAUACGAGUCGCGCAUUAUUAAUUCAGACCUUAGCAGGCACAUUUAGCUAACAAACACAUCAAAUGCAAACACUAGCAUCUGUGAAUAUAUAUAGCCUCGAAUACAAAUCGAAUUACCGCAUUUCGGUCCUUAGCUCUCCCAAGUAAUUAAGUCUGUAUAAGCAAUAAAAUCAAACGCUCCCAGUUUUUUUUCAGAAUCACGUCCCCGGCGAGUUGUGGUGUGUUGACGCUUGGCUUUCCUCUUGUUACCUACACUGCAUCGUUAGAUUUAUUAAGACAAAGAGGUCGAAGUAUAAUUCAAAAGAUAAUACAAUCAACUUGGGCAGAUACACCGCCCGCGGAAUACGGAUUAAUGUUCUUAUUUACUAUAGAGCUUGUGCCGACGGAAUGCUGUUUCCGGUUGCACCGUGGAGAUUCGCAGGACCUAACUCAUACGACCAAACGAUCUAGGGUAAAUACUAGUCGUUUCUAAGUGAGUCUUCUUGAAAAAUGAUGGACGUUCCGGAUUUUGCAUCGCGGACUUAUCGAGAUCCCAUCUUUAGCUUUAAGUGAAUAUGCCAUUCCUAACAGUGUGCGAUUUCAAUUUGACGCUAUGGACAGUGGGAGUGUGUUAAGUCCAGGUCUGUCCAGGCGGACCAGUAAAAAUUCUCUCCUCCAAAUGAUGCUUUUGCUGCAAAUACGGUACUUAUUUCCUGACAUAAAAUAUUAAGUUCAGUUAUUAUGUUUUCGCGAGGUCGCGCGGAAGAAUAAAAGCCGGCGUUAAUAGGUUUUCUUGAACAUUUUCAAUUUUAUCGCUGAAUUUCCUACUUCGUGUCGUAUAUUGCCCAAUAAUUCCGAUUUCGUUCUCAUAAGCAGUACAUUCAAAAUACCAACAACUAGUUACUAUGAAAGACGACGUCCGGCGGACUUAAUUUAGACAUAUUUAUGCCAUUUUGACUCAACUGUGAAAAACGGCGCAAUGGACUAUACAUAUACAUUGAUUACCAAAGUAUGGGAAAAGAUGGUUUUUUAUCACUAGGAUUGCAUUACAUUCUGCUGAAAACCCCGCACAGCUUCGGUCUUUAAAAAGGCAUGACUGGCACGCUGUUUGCCAGUUGUAUAGCUGUAGUUUAUGCCGGCAUGCGACAUUUUUGCCUGAAACCUUUUAUAGUGCUAGCUGGAACACUGGUUCUCAUUGAUUCAGACUGGUUAUAUUCUUCACUAGUUUGUAGGUUAUUGUGCUUAUUGGGUUUUUAUUCGCCCUAGGACCUAAUACAAAAUUUGGAUUAUUUGUGUCAUAUUUAACCAAUGUUGGGCCUUUUAAUGAAUGGUACAAAGGCAGUUGAAUCAUACGUUUUGGAUCAUUGCUUUCUGGUUGAAACUUGGAUCCCACUUAUAGAAAAUUAUAUGCUCCAAAAUUCAAUGCAAUCCCUCCCAUUUUCACUAAAUUCAAUAAGAAGAGGCUGUUACAAGACUGUUAUCCUUCAGUUAACUUCAAGCCGAGGAAACGAUCAAUGUAAUUAGUUUAUGAAAUUAUAGUCUCCAUACCUCAAUCAAAGUUAACCGUUAAGGAUGUAAGGACAGGUACAUCACUGUAACACUUAACUCAAUAUGUUAUGAUCUACAGAAGGCAUAACUAAAAGCACACUGCACAACUACAGCCUUCAGUUUACCGAGUUUAAUGGACAGUCUCCUCUGCAAUAUAUGCCUACUAGUCGAUGGAAAUUUGUGAUUCGCCCAUAAGUGUGAUACACCGCGUCAUGCAUCUCAGUGUUUUUGAAAUUCCACUUACCGUCCGUUGCCAUAACAUCAGUCUAUUUAUCUACGGGAAAAUUAACCAAGUGGCGUUUUCCAGCUUUUGGGAACUGUAGUUAAGAAGAAAACUGAACAUACUUUGGCAUCUUUAAGGCAACUUACUUUUAAGUCUAGUUAAAACUUACCCCCCCCCUCCUGAAUUUUUGCUCACAACACGGUCAAAAUUAUAAGAACAGUAGUGGAACUACUUUAUAGCCGGUUUUAGCGAGACCAUGAGGAAGCACAGUCACCGACUAUUAUUGAAUCGUGUCGGCAAAAUAUGCGUCCAAACUGAACGGUAGUAGUAUGACACGGGGUUAAAUAAAACAAAAUCUUUUGGCAUUCAGACAGUAACCGUUCACCUACUCGAUGAAUACCCUGAAAACGCAUUAUGCUGAAGGGAGUGUCUGGCCUCCGAUCUAAUGCUUUGACCACGCAUAGGCUUCCGUAAGUAGUAUAAUCACUGGAAACUAUAAAUAUAGACGUGUCAGAGGGAAUUUUACUGCUUGCGUUGCCGGCGCCAUUCCGGCUGAUGGUGGGAGUUCGUCGACCAACUGCUUGCUUCGUUUGAUCCUGCGACACCAGUUCUGGGUUUGCGUCGCAGGUCUACAGUACCUACGUAAGUCGAGACUGGCUAAUCGAAGCGAAGGUGUUAGAAGUUAACAGCCAAGCCUUCCUUGAUUUCGACAGUAUGGCUGUUUUCUGAUCGUUUCCUUCGCCCACUCAAUCAGACAGAAUGCUUGAAAGUCAAAGCCUUGAGACUGCACCAUUACGCUUUUUUUCGUCAAUUAGGAUCAAAUUAAACUAAUUCAGCUGCAAUCGUGCUGGAUAACUGAUGCGUUUACCAAAUACGACAGCAUCUGCAUACCGGCCAUUAGGACGGUCAUUUUUUCGACUCAUCGAUUAGGUGGCGGACGUUGUUCUCUGGAAACUAUCUGGCCUUUGCAACAUGUCACAUUCUUCUUAUUAUGUAAGAGGGACUGAUCUGCUUCAAAUUCAGGGCCAGCCGCUGAUAUUAUACCUUGUAUGUGGCUUAGAAGUAUCUGCGUUUUUGCGUCAAACGGUAGAUAAGCUUACCUAGCAAUCCUUCAACAUUGUAGCUUAUGGCUGAGUAUGUGCUUACUCAGCUGAAGCACUUUCAAUAUUACGUCAGGGCACAAGGACACAUUUUCUGAUUCACGUGGUUGACUGGCAGAUGUCUACGUUUUAUGCUUUUCCCUGUCUAUACAUAGACAGCAUCAGCUGUACUGUCUCGUCUGACCAAGCCACCGCAUCUGUUAGGAGAAUAAUGCGCUCUUGGAGAUGGGUCAUUGAGGUCGAUGGACGCUUUCGUCUUGCAGUUUACAGGUUUUGAGUGCCAGCAAAAGUUCACAUUCAUGCUGGAUGGAAACGCAGGCAGACAUUGUGUCAGAUCGAAAAUAACGACAUUCUUUUAAAGUUCCACUAUGUCUUUGUCGGUACUCUCCUUCUGUGAGGGCUUUAGAUUGAGUCCCAAGGCACGACGUGGCGAACAUUUCCAGUAACCCGGUCGGUGGACUCAAUUUCAACAUAGUUAAGAUAAUUACCGUAUUAGAACUCUAGCCCUCAUUUUCGCAGACCAGACCUCAGGUUAAUUCUGAAGGCUAAAAACGAGGGACCCUCACUGUGGUAUUUUUAUUUUGGGUACGGAUUUUCGUGCGAUAUAUGCGGCUGUUCACUAUACAGGAAUGGCGGAGAUCGCCUCGCAGUCAUCACUAUAAGGGAUGGAGGAGGAAGGGUCGCAUCAGUGUGCGGCAGUUUCCUUUCACGGGGUCUCUUGACCCAUGUGAUUCGUUACCUGGGCCAUGCGGGGAGACGACUGCUGGUUUGGCUGUUCAAGGGCGUAGCCGUCGCCCGCGGUCCCCGUUACUCAGUAGUUCUGGAGGUAUGGUUUCCGCAGUAACUUUUGUUCAGGGCCAAACUCUGCCUUCCCCUUUUAGUAAUUAAGCAAUAUACGCAGCGAAAGCGAUGUAGGGGAUAGCGGCUAAGACAUUGGAAAGGUUGUAACUCGGCGGAUUUAGUUCGCCUCAUCGUUAUCAAGAAUGUAUGAGCAUGAAAGGUGGAAAUAUUUUGUGCCAGGCGGAAAGUGAGGAGUUACAAAAAUUUCCAUAGAAGGAGUCAAAAGACCCUUUGGCUAGCAUACGUGUGCUUUCGAUAAGUUUUGGUCGGGCCACUGCAUUAAUAUGUAAACGAAGCGCGUAAGUGAUAAGAAAAGUCGCUUACAGCUUGUCCUUUCAUGAAACGUGGGUGUAGGAAUUGGGGGUGAGGUGAUAAGACAGUGAGUUUGGAGGCAGCGGGAAUUAGGGGAGAAGAGGGGAGCGCGCGGAAAAGUGCACACAACCAACCUAACUUUGGCCACGGUGGCCGUGGAGUUUACAGCAGGUCCUUCUGCGCACACAAGACCGACUCCCGUGACCUGAUGGAAGUCUCCUCUGGUCUUUUUAGCAGACAUUGACUCAAUGGCUUAGGGUAGUUGGGUGGGACCUUGUAGAUCACAUGGAAUGCCUCGUUGACGUCCACACGACGUCCGGAUUCAACGAUGUGUGCGACAAUGGCGUUGUCUUUGCUCUUCGCCUUUUUCAACCAUACCAGGAGUUGUGCCCGUGCUCUUCUAUAUAGGCGUCUGCUCGUGUGACCUAUAUGACCAGUUCUACAGGAGCAAGUAAACGAAUAAAUGCACAUGGAAGUGGUCUGAGCUGGCAAAUUAUUCUUACCUUAUCUGUGUAAAACAGGGUUAACUGAAAAUAAUACCAAAACUCCUGCUGCUGCGCAGGUUCGUGGAACAGUUUGGUCAGGGCUUCUUAGGAGUUCACUCGCUGCGUUCCCUUGAAAAGGGACUUUGAGGAGCAGAUUCAACUUUUCCGCCGCCAGUAUAAUAAGAUCUGUUGGUCUCUCGAUAAUAUUUUUUGCAAUACAUCUGCCAGGAUACCCGUUCUCGCGAGACAGCUCCUAAAUAUUUAUAAAUUCCUGGUCCAUGCUGUCUGCUGAGCAGACUUUUCCAGCCCUUUGAGCUAAACAACCGACUAGAUUGCGUUUCUGUUGAAAGGAUACGAAACAGCAGAAGUUCUUAUAUUGUCCAGACCAACUUUUCUUCCGAAAGACGCCCCUUCGAACGAUACUGUCAGCUGUUUCGCUUAGAAGGACGUCUAAGAGAGGGAGCGGACCUGCCGUUUCCGCCUUCAAAGUAAAUUUGGUCGACAGAUGUACCUGGUUCAUAGCACCAAAGAGGGUAGCUAUGUUGGUUUCUGCACUGACGACUACGAAGGUGUCAUCAGCGUAGCGACCGUAAUGUCUUAGCCGAUCGUUUGGAUGAAGUUUCUCCAGCAUGCCCACGUGGACACCGGCUAAGAGAGGACCACAAGGCGAGACCAUAGCUACAUCCUCUGUUUGUCUAUGUGGUCGGUUGUCAAAAAGGAAUUACACAUUUGAUGCGUGCCUUAACAAUAGUUCCUUAAGUGCGUUCCUCAGUAUUCAUUUUUCUUGCUGAUUGGCCGAUGGGUAUUCGCAGACGUAAUCAACCAUCUCUGUGACCGGGACGUUUGUUAAGAGCGAUGAGAUGUCAAGAGAAAACAUCACCAUUCCGUUUAGGUUCAGGUCCUCAGCGUCGUCAAUACAUCCGGAGAUAUCUCUCUGCAUGAAGUUCUUUUCGGCAACCGGUCACUUUUGCCUCUACUUCAUCCAUGCAGUCCUUUUCCUUGUGUUCUUUCCUAAAUUUCUUCUGGUCUCAUAAUAUGGACUGAAUCUUAGUUACGUAGUCCGAUCUGUUCAUUAUAAUGACGCCUGUUCGUUUAUCCGGACUAGUCACAAAAAGAUCUUUGUUCUCUCAAAACUGUUUUUACUUCUUCAUGUGUGCUUUUGUCAGCAGUCCCCGACUUUUUGGGUCCAUGUUUAGGCACUGCUAACUACAAUUCACCAGUGUUGAUUGCAAAUGUCGGUCACUGUCUGUGGGAACGAGUUUUAGAUCGUAGAUUUUGUUCGAGAGAUUCUCGGACUGAUUUUCUAACUGUAAGUAGUUAACUCUCCGAUGAAACACCCAGAGCUUAGGACAAAGGGAUAAUGCUUCAAACGACGUUUUAUCGAGUGUUAUGUAAGGAUGGUUGUGCCCGUACCGAUCUGGAUAUUUUGGAAACCUUGAUUAUGGCUUCAUUUCGUCACCCUUUUUGUUAUACUGCAGCUGUUCUCGUCUGCUCAAACUAAGCCUCUAAAGAUAAUCCAGAAGGAGCUCCGCUCAUCCAUUUGUCAUGUUGACAGCCUGCUGGUCCCGCUGACACCGCGCUUAUCGCGAGUUUGUGGUCGACAGACUUCUGCAACUCCUUAUUGUCGAGACAUAUGUUCUGCAACCUCAUCCACGCACAGGUUGAUACUUCUCACAAAACAAAUUUUAUAUCAAAGUGUAGUCGAGUGGGGAUUAUUACGCCUCAAUGAUAAUAAGGAGGAUAGUUCGACCGUCGUGGCCGACCAUGUCCACCGUGUGCCCCACAUCAGGCCGAGAGCAGCUACGUUGACUUAGCGCGAAUUAAUUUGAAGCAAUAGCGCAGCACCUGCCACACCCUCCUGCUCCCUCCAACUGGAUUCGGUGCCAGGACAGAAUCAAGAAGACUAGAGGCGGGAGAGGGCGCAGGUUGAGGACACGGUGAAAACCCGCACCUAGGCGUACCACCACACCCCCUGGUCACAACAUGCACUGACUAGGAUUUUAAGCAACAGGGGAAAAGGGGGCAAUACGGAUCCUAAGUGGCACGGCGUGAGCCUGCUCCUUGGCGUGUCAUCACACUCCAGCAUUGACAUUUCUUAUGGGUGCGUGUUCCGAUAACGUCUACCGGACUCAAAUCUGGCCCCUGUGUUGAUCCAGCGCAUCUACCGCGUGGCCUAUUUGAGGAGCAAAGACGCACACUCAGUCACAGUCACAAGAGCGUUUCUUAUUCAUACUCGAAACUUUCAUCUGUCUUUGAUUUUGGGUUUUAAUUCGGAUCCGAGGCGUCAGAGGAUAAAGCUUUAGUUUCAUCGAUAGAGUAAGUUUCAACUGACGAAGAUGAUUUUGUAAAUGGCAGGCGCAUCUUUUGAAGUAAACUUGAAUAAUCGUAAACUGUAAUGACGGUAGAACGCAUGAACAUACUUCUCCCCUAGUUAUGCCAAGUUAUUUUAGAGCACUGGCCCAGUGCUGAGGUUGUUUUAAUACACAUUCUACUCGUCUUUUUAAUCACAUGGACACUUCAUCUGCUUACUUUUCGCCGACUUUGAGACUGCAUGCACGAUAACUUUAUGUCGCCUUCAAUGCAUUCUUAAUCAAAAGAUAGGCAGUUCUACAGACCAGUCGAGUUUUUGCUAACAGACUGUAAGACAUCAGCGGACCUAUGAUUGUCAUGACGGAUGUUGCCUACUCAAAUCCCCUCGCGACAGAUGAUUUGCGACUGGUAAAACUAUUGAUUUACUUUUGUAUGCUAACCAUAAUUUGAUCGACUGCCGGGUCAAGCGUGCCUAAACUUAUUUCUGUCAGAGUAAGGUGAUUCCAUACCAACAGCAUAGGUAAUAGCCAAAAACCCAUACACGCGUGUUUCGACGAUAUUCUUCCGCUGCAUGACAGCCGCGAGGGCUUCGGCUCGUCACUGGUUCCCCCAGCAUUCCCUGUCUGCUUUCUGGUAGAUACUCCAAUUUAGAAAUAGUAACUUUUUAAUAUCCCCAGAAGAUAACUGCGAACUUAGAGUAGAUCAGUAUAUUUAAGAUCUAUAGGUUUAGACAUAAGUUUUUAUGUAUGAAUAUUUGGGCCAAAGUUCAUUGGCCACAGCGGAUAACCGCGUUAUAUUCAUUAACUGCCGACAGGCUGCUAGUAGUGUACUUUAGGGUAAGGUGAUUCCAUACUAACAGCGCAGGUACUAGCCAGCCUAUUUUCGGCAGUUCUCUCUGCUGGGAACCGAAAAUGUGCUCGAAUCGACUCACAAAGCAGAAUUCCGCCACAGGUGGCUGGGAGCUACAUAUGCACUGCAAGUGCAACUGACCACGGAUAAUUGAGACUUGUGCGGGCAAGUGAAGCAGCCAAUACGCGACACAAGCAAAACGAUUUUGGCAAGUGUCGCACUUGCGCGCAUACGCAUGGCUCUGUUUGUGCAAGCUGCCUGUGUUCCCUACGUGCAAUUAGCAUCCACCAGGCGUUGGGUUGUUAUGACAACUAUGGGGCAAUUCUUCCAGACACAGAAAUAAUCUGUAUUUUCACACGCACCUAGGUCUAUGAGCAAUUGCACCCGUGACGCCUGUGAGUAGCACAUUUCCUGCCUCUCGCGAAAAAGGUCAUCGUAAUCUCUGGGUCAACCUAAUCGCAUCUUCUUAUUUCAAAGGGUGGGGAUUAUCAGAGAAUAUUUUCGUAUGUGAGAGAGGUGUUCGCUUUUAAGCAAAUACUUCAAACUACAGCAGGAGUACGCGUCGUGUGUCAAUCUUCAGUUUGCCUACCGUCCAAGAUUUUGGGCCAAAAAUUCCGUAUCUAAUGGCAUUAUUGACAACAAAUAUUCCUACUUCUAUGCAGGGAGUGUGUGGUACUGAUCGCGUUACGGGAUAUGCUCGUCCCUUUGGUCUUUGUGACUCCAUCUAGAGCUUCACGAGGCUUCUUUUAGGCCGUUGCUCUUAUCAGCGUACGCAUUCAAAGAGAUGGCUGGUUGUUGAGUUUGAAUAAAGGACUGGCAUGCACUGUUAAAGGAACCUAGAGGCAUCCACCACUAGUUCGUUGAUAAUUGAUUUUUUAAAUAAAUAUCUCUUGAAAAAAACUUUGCUGCUGUUUAGGUACUUUUUUUUACCAACUUUCCAGGAAGGUAGAAAACAUAAUAGAGACAAACGCACUUUCUGAGUAAUUUUUCAGUCGGUUUAGUAUGGUUUUGACCACCAAAAUUCGUACCUCAUAAAAACGAACUCUUUGUCCAGCGCACUGAUUGACAAUACACGUCAAACCCAUCUGGAGGCAAUGUCAACCAGAUGGGGUAGUUGACCCAGCAAUCUCUGCUUUACUCAUCUCUUAUUAUCCUGCAAUUAUUAUCUUCGUUCACUCAACUGCCAAUCUUGGAAUCUUUUUUAGAAGACAUACUUUUUAACACUGAGAAAUAAAAUUUAGUUUACUUCGCGCCAUGUCCCAAAGUCACUUGAGCGGUUUUGUUGCACACCAGGAGGCCUGGUUGUUACACUGUAAUACGGGGUAGCGUUCCUUAAAAAUAGUCAUACAAAUGCGCCCUUUAUUUUAUGAAGAAAACAUAUUCAGGCUUAAAUGGGGCUGCUUUAGUUGCGACAAUUGGUACACGGACCUGGACUACGUGGCCGGCCUUUACGCGGUUCUCCUCAUAUAAAUACACGUUUUUGUCUUAUAUGCUGCUUCAUUAAAGGAUCUAAUCUAAGUAGGGCAGAUUAUCACAAACAUCUACCGUUCUGAGCAGGCCCAGAAUGACACUAGUUCCCUCUUUGAAAACCAAAAUCCUUGGACUUUUUGUAAAACAUUUCUUGUUUCAUGUUUGUCUCACUAUCAAUCGCUGUUACUACAGCCCCCUACUUUUAGACCGGCCAAGAUGAUAGCCUCUCCUCAUGGGGGGUAGGUGGGCCUCUAGAGCAAGCAACAUUAUCGCUGGAGAAGUUCACAUGCGAAGCAGCGUCCCAAUUUUCCGUCUACAGAAGACGUGUGCAAAACUGUGAUUAAUUACUUAAUUAAGAUAAAUGGUCGACUUUUUGGUAUAUUUUUAUACAGAGAGUAAAAAGCUAAGGUCCUCUUGCAUGCACAUAUCGUCCACCCACGGCUAAGCUUCAAAUUCGAAUUGAAAUCUCGUCUAUCAUUAGGCUGGGUUGAUGGGUUAUGGCUGGCUGGCUGGCUGGCCAAGAGGAGCAAUAGCGUUUCUCCCUUUGUUAAUACUUUCUUUCAAACGAGUCAUUUUUACUGUCGUUUGUACUGAUUAUAAACUCAUUCAGCCAACCAUUGCAGCCAACUAAGGUAACCAAGCAACUGUAAGGCUGAGCAGAAAAAAACACUUAGAGUUCUUCACAUAAAUGCACGCAUAUCAUAGACUUACGUAUCACGGUACUCUGGGGAACCUAAUACUCGUUUUAGAUUGUCCUUCAUUAGCGCGUCUUUUCCAAGAAGAAUAGACAAGACAUCAUGACUGAAGCUACAACGGGGUGAAACACCUAACUGUGUGCACUAAGACGGUUUUAUCACUCAACUUGACGUAACCAUAUCAUACUCGAAGCGUGCGACUAUGAACAACAUCUCAUCCACUCCGGGUACAGAGCCAAGUAUGCCUAGUCUUAUUGGAGAAAAAUCCUGGGCUAGAUCGCAGUUGGUAGCCAGAAAUGGGGAAGCAGACGGUGACCUUAACCCUACCCUAACUCUAACCUCAACCGUAAACGUUGACCGUUAACUUUAACGGCAACCCUAGCCCUAACUGGAAUCGUAAAUGUAACCGUAGCCCUUAGACAUAGCCGUAAUUGAAAAACCUAACCAUAAUACUGAAACCUAAUCGUACGCACAAACCCUAACCGUAACCCUAGAAACCUAAGCCUAAAUGCAUAACCCUAACCCGAAAAUCGGAAACCCUUAACCACUACCCUAAUCCUAACUUCAAACGUAAAUCGGAAGUCAAAGGAGUCAGAUGUGAUUAUGGAACCCGACAAAAUAGCCCUAGUAAACAAACCUCCUAGCCAACUGUUAUAGGGGGCCUGGCUACCAACUGCGAUCUAGCCAAAUCCUGCUGGAAGGCGAGUUUCAGCCAGUUCCCGUGUUUAUACUUCGGCGCGGCUGUUCUCCUGCUUUUCAAGCCCAAUGAGCCAUUCUGGAGCAAGUAAUUCCAAAUCAGGGAGGGGUCGUCUGCCGGACGGGCUAACUGUCCGUUGAAGGACCUGGAGAAGACCAAUUGAAGGAAGGAGGCUAUAGUUGCUCAAUGUCUGCAUUCUCCGCUUUGAAGCGGCAGGGAAUAUUUGCGAUUUAUCUCUAGGCUGACUGGCACUUACCAGUGAUGGGAAUGGCUGGAUGGUUACGCCACGUUUCACCUCUACCGUUACUCGACCACGCAUACGAUGCUACUUGUUUCAUGUUCAAACAAGCGCCUUAAAUGCAUAACAAAUGUCGUUGUGAAAGUGUUUCGAUUCAUGAGGAAUUAGUUCUGGGCACCUUAUUGAGGCAUAUCGCUUUAUAGUAGUCUGCCGGAGAUCGAACAAAGCUGUUGAUCAGAAUGUAUAAACUGUUUAUGUUAUUUCAUUUUCGAAUGUUCAUCUUUGUUUCCAUCAACCUCUUCAUGUCAGGGACAGUACAAAAUUUAUUUCUCCUGACGGCUUGUAUUACUUCUAUUCAGUCAAAUAGGUAGUUAUGGGUGGAACGUAUGUUGUUGCUCCUCUCUGGAACAUUUAACUUGUUGGCACUACCUACCGUCUUCACUUUCAACUCCUGACAGUUUGCAUUCAUUAUUUGCUCUUGACUGUGCUCUCAGACCCAAUUCAUCAGCUGAAAGUGAAGAAACACCAGUAUUUUUUAGAUCUCAUGAGUGGCAAAAUUGCAACCGCGCAGUUUCCCGCCUCUGACCUAAAAGGUAAAAUCCCCUACCCCAGUGAAGCACAGAAGCAUAUAACAAUUAAUAAUUGGCUACUUCAGAGGAUUGUCUGCUGUUAUUGAAUGAAUAAAGCAUGGGCAAUAAGUGUAUAAAGGAUUUCCCGAUUUUGCAUAGAGGACGGUUUCAACUCGCCUUGCCAAAGUCCGGAUUCAUCAACAAAAUGAAAUAAUUCGAACACUUGGAUCCGGAAACACGUCUUUAAAGGAAGGUGCGUACUCGAAAAAGGGCAGUAAGGAUUAGCGGAUUUAUUUCAGCUACAGCUACAGUAUAUUACACACCAAGCCAGGUGUUGCAAUCACCACCGUCAAAACUACUGUAGAAGAUCGUUUGUUUAUCGAAUUAUAUGUCUACCACCACUGUCCCAGAAUGGCCGAUCGUAGUGCAUGAGAAUAUCGACCCUGCCUUAAAUUCCAGGGUGCACGGUUAGGAUUAAGAGCGUUACAUCUAGGGCCAUGGGGUUAGAGUUAAGGUCAAGGCUAGGACCUGGGAAAAGAUACUCCUGGAAUUUAGCAAAAGUAUGGUCCAUAUCCCCGUGUCCGACACGGCCGAGGUGGUGACCUCUGCAUGAAAUUCGCCAUAGUAAAGCAGAAGCGCGCUGUGUUCAUCUCACUCCACCCUUCUUACGUCCACCAUGUCCUGACAGCAAAACAACUCCAAGACAACCAAAGCUGGGCGUGCGCGCAUCGACUGAUUAAGAUAGGCGGCCCAUAUACACGAUCGACGGAAGGGGAUUUGAGCUCCCAGACGGACGGUCUUUCAGUGAGGAUUCUCGAACCGCAUAUAAGUUAGCGCACCAUAAAGAUCAGCUUAACAAGGAGCCGUUACAGUCUGAACCUCGUUCCAAAGAACCCAGUUACUCGUCAGCUGGCAGAUUUCUUAGGCACGACUUUCAUUAUGCCCCGAAGGUUCAAGCGCAUUUGGUUUGCUAUAUUCAGGUAUGUACUGAUUUGCCUGGAGAAAGAUAUCUCGGGAUUGGCCUCCCCUGCUUAUCCCUCCUCAUGCCAGUAGAGGGCCUUUUGACGAUAUGCGGACUCCGAGGUUGGCGCGACGUGAAGCCGCCAUCUACCCCUGCCACACACACAUGAGGAGUGUCAUGAUGGCCACAUUAUGAGGGAGUCAUUACAACCUGGUCAUUAUUUUACUGGAGGGCUGAAUCGCCCCCCCCGCCAACUGUCAGCCUCCAAAUUCAAGAAUCUGGCACGUUAUCGUUCCGAGCAUGUGAGAAUGAUUAUAGUGGAAAGUGCACUUAACUGCUGGGAGGAAGGGUACCUCCACGUCAGCCUCACAUUCUCGACGCCCUCCUCAGCACAGGUCGCUGCAUUGAGCCGGCCGACUGGUGUUAAUAUUUGGCGCAGUGGUGUGGGACUCCGUCGCACGAGUACUACGCUCAUAUACGGCAAUAAUAAAGAACGUACGCAGACUCAGCGCAUGUUAUGAGCCAUUGUUGCCAUAUUUUUAAUCUAGCACAACAGCGGCGCAGGCCACUUGGAUGACCGUAAUCCUAUCAACAUCUCUACCACAACCAAACCCCACCGCCAUCACUGCAACCUCGAUUUCAUUCAUUUCAAGCAACUGGGUCACAACCAUCUCCAAGGUAUAGCGGUUACUUGAGUCUGUACCUAGUUUUAAUAAGGGAGGUUUGCCCAGAGCCACCCUCACUCUGUCGUUCUGUAUCCACCAUUUUCAAAAGGCAUUAUAAAGUCGAAAGUACUGGGAACGAGUGGUUGACGUGACUUAAUGCGCGUUUGCUCUUGCGACACAUGCUGUCUCUACAGUCACGCGAACUAAAAUUCAAAGCGGGAGUCUCGAAUAUAACAUUGGAUCGUCACACACACUCGCACUGCAUUAACAAAAAGCCACUGUGACCGAGCCGUCAGUCCAGAAAAGGACCUUCGGUCAGUGACUGAUCUCGCCAAAUGUUAACCGAAAUUCCGAAAUGCGUUUUCGGUUAGGAAGUGGAACUGUAGUAUUGAUUAUUUUGCGACGUAAUCCCGUGACAUUUCGGACAAACCGCGGUAGUUGCUUUUAAAUGCACUUCUUAUCGGCCGCCUGCAAGAACCACACUCGGUAAAAAGCGACUACUUAGAUAGUGUUCAUCCUCCAUAUCGAUUUUCGAUUCCCUUGUGCAUUCAAAUAUAUUUUAUUGAAAACUCUCAUAAAAUAUUAAUUCUUUAAAAGAAGGCGAAGGCACGAUCACUGGGAUAGUAGGUUUAUUUGCCUGAGCUUUAGAACUCGAACUAGAGUUCAUCAUCAGAGGCUACUCGAGUGCAGCAAAUUGUGAACAUUUAUAUCGUUCAUCCUUGCGGGGGGGGGAGGGGGAGUACGUCCGUGGCUAGGUAGGGUUUGUGCCGCCUGGUCCACGAUGUUCCCCCGGCGUGGAGACGCCGUUUGUAAUUCGCGACGGUGUGAGCUGCGCCACCUGGCUGCGUGGGCGGAGCGCGUGAUAACACGCAGGCAAAUCGAUGUGUCUGUUGAUAGAGUUGGUGUCCGACACCCACGCCUCCAACAGCUCUCGCCCUGUCUUGUUGCCGGCUCGCGCCAAUAUCCGCGUGUUGGCGAAGUCGAACUCAUGCCCUUUCUCCAGCGUGUGAGUGGCUACUUGAGACAGUGGGGCGCCGGCAACAAGACAGGGCAAGAGGUGUUGGAGGCGUGGGUGUCGGACACCAACUCUAUCAACAGACACAUCGAUUUGCCUGCGUGUUAUCACGCGCUCCGCCCACGCAGCCAGGUGGCGCAGCUCACACCGUCGCGAAGUGCAAAUGGCGCCACCACGCCGGGGGAACAUCGUGGGCCAGGCGGGGCACAAACCCUACCUAGCCACGGACGUACUCCCCCUCCCCCCUCCGCAAGGACGAACGAUAUAAAUGUUCACAAUUUGCUGCACUCGAGUAGUCUCUGAGGAUGAACUCUAGUUCGAGUUCUAAAGCUCAGGCAAAUAAACCUACUAUCCCAGUGAUCGUGCCUUCGCCUUCUUUUAAACAAGAACCUGGGAUGCGCAUAUUCUCUUCCGUUCGUGAAUAUUCAUUCUUGUGUUCAUUUCGCAGCACAUUAUGUCUUCUUCAAAGUUUACACUCGAAGAAAGGGCAUCUUUUAAUUUUUAAAAGUUUUUCAGUCUCCGAGUUAUGCUGAACUCGAUCUGCCGGUGCACUUUUGCUUGGGGUUUCUAGUCAACAGGCUGUACGAUUUUCAUGUGAGGAAAAACAUACAUUUCUUUAUGCUAUUGACCAAAUACCGUAUGGUGUUCACAAAAUAUCACAAUGGAUUUUAACUAUGUUGUAUACUCAAUGAGGAGCAUUAUUAAAAAGGACAUAUACGAUGCUAUUCGAAUGGAUACCGCACGGUCUUAGAAGAUCUCAUAACUUCAAACUCUUUAAGGCCGAAAGAUACCUUUUCUUCGAAUGUGAGACUUGAAGAAGACGUAAAUAGCAGCCAAGUGCGUACAAGAAAUAACAUUUCUGUGAAGGCUUUCUGCAAAACACUUUAGGAUUUCUAAGGACAUAAAAAAUCGGUAUAGGCCGUGCAUAUUACUUAUAUAUUCACAUUUUACCGAGUGCACUUUUUGCAGGCGGCUGAAAAAAGUGCAUUCAAAAACCAACACUCCGGCAUGUCCGAAAUAUCACGGGGUUAUGUCACAAGAUAGCCAGUAUUACAACCCAACUUAGUAAUAUUUCCUAAUCGAAGGCACAGAUCGGUCAACAUUUCAUGAGAUCGAUCACUGACUGUAGCUAUUCAGUUAAUUGCCUACCUUCAGUUCCUCACACUUUGGGUUCUGCGAGAGUUUAGAUUGUGUCGAGCCACUAUGGCGAAGAAACAAAUCGCUGAAUUGGCUGUGAAUCGAGUUCACUCUCUACCUCCCUUUCCUCUCCUAGUAUGUGCCAUUGGCAAGUCUUCCCGAUGUGCUCCAGAUUUAUUUUUCAGUAUCGAUUUGGGUCACAGUUUUCGCCUUUUAUCAAAGUUUACGGUAGGGCAGGAGAUUAGACGAAUGCCAACGUUGACAGACAUAAUUCUUUGGAUCAUUACUUAUAAAAGGUGAUGGAAUCCUCAUCCAUUCUCUGGACAAUCGUUUUUGAUUUGAUCUUUACAAAAAGUUUGCCUUGAGCGUGAAAUAAAACGCAACACGAUGGAUAGAUAUCACCAAAAAAUUCGAGUUGCAAUUAACCUUCGUCAAUAAAGAUCUAUAUGCUGCAUAUUUACCCUCUUAUUCGCAUUACGUGGUGAGUUGCAGGGUUUUCACUCUAAAAGAGCGCACAUCUGCGACUCCUUAUGGCGGGAUUUUAUGCUCCACUACGUCCUAUGAGUGAUCAAAAUUUUGGCGUCACAAAACUAAUAAUAUGAACUGUUUCAACCACCGGUACAUCUUUAGAACACAAUCAAACUCGUAUCUUGAUGUUUUCUCUUUGUGUUCCUCUCUAGUACAGUAUUCUACCCAUGGGUUCGCAGUUAAUUCUUUCUGUUAUUUGGGCUAACUAAGAAUCACGUAUUUUUGUCUUGCUUCUGAGCAGACAGAGUGUCAAAGUGGCAAUAAACCCGUACAAUUCUAUUUUUCAUACAGAAGACUCCGUCAGGUUUGGUUCUGCAGCCCCACGUGAUUGAUAUCGUACGGUUAGCUUCCUGAAGCAAUCUUGGUAGAUGUGGGUACUAUGACCUUACAAAUAUCACGUGUUCGCACCUUCCUUACCACUUGAAUACAGCAAGUGACUACGCCACAGGGGAGGAGUGCUUAAACGUCAGCCUCGGUUACUCCAGUUAUCAGUUCACACGCGCUUCCCUCCACGUGGUUCGAGCCCUGCUUGCGCUCUCUUUAUUAUCCUAAUCAAGCGAGUGGCCAGCAUCGGUUCGUACGCGCUUCACUGCGCGUGCUUAGAGCCCUGCUUGCGUCCUCGAUAUUAUACUAAUCUAGCGAGUGGCUAAGUAGGCUCACAAAUGGAAUUGUUCGGACGGACUAGGACUCCGUCGAUCCCACAACAAAAAGCCAUGCACUGCAAUUUACCACGCGGUUCCCUCCGUGGCCUUCCAGUUUUGAUUUCACCCUUCUUAUCCUACAAAUUCAGCGAGUGGCUGUGAGGCAUGGAGAAUGUGUAUACGCCAUCUUCACACGCGUCCCUGCGCUUGCUUCGAACUCUACUUGCGCCCUCUUUCCUUUCCUAAUCCCGCGAGUCACUAAAUUAAGUAUGUUAACGAAUAUUGUGAUACAAGCGAAGAUGUGAGUCCCAGCUACUAGCUGAUAAGAAGAAGAUAUCGCUGGAACAAGGGCUUCAUUCGUCGGACGUUUCGGAUUCUCACUUGAACCCAUCAUCAGAGACAGUGGCAGAAAGAGGUUUCUGCCCAUCUCUGCCACUGUCUCUGAUGAUGCGUUCAAGUGAGAAUUCGAAACGUGAGGCGAAUAAGGCCCUUGUUCCAGCGAUAGCUUCUUCUUCUUAUUAACGAAUAUUGUUCUAGUAAGCUGGCCACAUACUAGCAAUCAAGUGGGGCAGCGGAACCAGACCUCGCCGAAGACCCUAUAUGAUCUACAUUCGCAUUUUCGCACACCUACCGUUGCCACUGUGCUGGUGCUCUAAGGUGCUCCAAGUCGAGCAGACGCAAUUAGAAAUCUUUGUGAUAUCCUGCCUCAGGAUCUGAUCCGGUAGCGAGCCUACGAUGCCGGCUGUAUUAUCUGCCAUCACCGCCAACACCCCCACCUCCAGCGAUGUGGACUUGGUCCAUACCUGUCCUCAUUGCGAUCUCACAUUCACCUCACGCAUCGGCCUGGUCGGUCACUUGCGAAUCCAUCGCACAGAUACCGACGAACUUGUGUCUGGAGAGCCAACAAACACCAGACGCGUCCGCAUUAACUGCCCUCACUGCCUCCGCACACCCACUCACCGCAUGGACCUACUAGGUCACAUGCGCAUCCACGACAACGGAAGUUACCUCAGUCUCAACACGCCUGCAAAUUCACUAUAUCUAGUACAAUCCACACCCCGCCGCCCAGCGUGUCCACCACCAACAGUUGCAGCACCAACACCAUCACUGAAACCGACUCGGAAACAUUUCGCCAAGUGUCGUGGCCUGGAAGGCUGCCGAUUGACGCCUCAACUCAGUCCACACCGUCUGCCCUAUAGUGUGUUUGGGUGGUGUGGCGGACUUGUGGGCUGAGAACCAGGCUGUCACGGCUCCUUCUCAGAGUAACCUCUGGCACUCCCACGCAUGUCAGGAUUAUGUGUGCACUUUAUGGGUAGUGCUUCUCAGUUCUCCGACACCUGGCUCUCCGCAGGUAGAUGUCCUUGCGCUUCCGCUGUGUGCACAGGUCGUGAACAUGACUGCCCUGUCAUCCUCGUCCCUCCGACCCGUUCUGGCGCUGUUAUUGUUAGCUAACAUCCUUGUCAGUUGUUUGUUUUGGACCUGGGGCUGUGGUAGUGCGUCUAGGUGUGGGUUCGACCGUGCCAGCCACCCGCGUAUUCUCCCACCUCCGGUCUUCUUGGCUGUUUUUUGACACCGGGCCCAUACUUGGAAGAAGAGGGAAUGCGGUAGAUGCUGCGCAAGUCUACCUUCACUAUAAACUACUCCACGCGCAAGUCACCUGCCUGCAUCAGCUUGUUGUGGAGCGUCCGGUAGACAUCGUCAGGCACGACGGUCGAACUGCCACACCUUACCUACCCGCUGUCAACGGACAGUCAGAGCUAGGGUUAGGCCAGUUGGAGACCUGAGAAUAUAUCGUAACAUUGACCACAAAUCACUCAAUACAACGGUCAAAACAAACAACAUUUUGGCCAAAAUAACCAUCGUCAAUUACGAUGACCUAUCUAUAUAAUAGUUAACUGGUAAGACAACGAUUUUCGAGGGUAUAAACCUAUACCCGUGGUCUUGCGCUUCAAGCUCACAGAGCGGUACCCCGAACUCUUCACAGGCCAGCACCUGCGCUGAAGUUGGUUUUCGAGACUCAUAUUCGUUUACUAUCAUAAUUGGCUUGCAGCCUGGCAGGUCCUUCUGAUGCAUCUCUGCCACUCGGCUUUGCUUUCAAUAAUCACUUAUCACAUUCAGACUGGCGAUUAAUUUGUUCAGUUUUUUUGACAGGACAGGUAUUUUGAAUAUAAAUUGCAAGUCAAACUGAACGCAGCAUUUACAUGUCUGAGGACUAGCUUGGAGCUAAAAAGUAGAACACACAAAAUAGCUGGCCGUUCAAAUGACUUUUGAUAACGACAGCUUAAAGGCGGAGGGACUAUCCACUCUAUUCAUCCAUCUAAGGACUUCUCUUUAUAUUUGCCCCCACCUGGACGAACGUACAUUUGGCAGCCAACAUUUCGAUCUUGCCUACGCAACAACCUUUUUGGGGAUUUAAAAGAAAAUGUUUCAAAAAUUUGGUGGGUGCUCUGAGUUUGGUUAAUAGUUUAGAUGUUUGAAUUUGUGGGCUGACCUUUUCAACAACUGAAUUGGCAUUGUUUAUGCUGGUGUUGCCCUUCUGUUUUUGUUUCGGGGAGCUGGUCAGCCCCGCAUCACCUUAACCAACUCUAUUUUUAUUUUUAGUGACGCGGCCUUUGGUCCUUCAACAUUUCAUCUGAAUUUGAUAGCCUGCCUUCAAGCAGUGAGCAAGGUAACAUCCCUUUUAGUUAAGAAGGAGGGAAAACAAGUUCUACCAACCAAAACUCUCAUCUUGUAGAAUAAAUAAGGCAUGGUUUUCUUUUUUGGACAGCAUAACUGCGUUUAACUUGAGUACAGCAAACACUCUAUUAGGUACGAAACUGACAUCACACUCGUAAACUCGCACACAUAACGCUCCUUCCAGCCGUCGCAGCUAAAGAAGUGUCUGAUGAAAGUGUGGGCAUACAUCUGAGUCAAUGUCAAUGGCUGACCUUAUUCACAAACCCAUGAAGCCAAAUCCAUCUGGCAUACUAUCCGGCGUUAUUCAAGCUGAUGUCUCCGACGGUGCCAUAUAGAAGUCUGUUCUUUUUAAAGAACAAAUGUCUAUAUGAAAAGAUUAUAAAUUUAUUGUUUAGAACAAGGGCUCCUCAAUUUCCUAUGGCGGAAAAUUAAGUAAACAGUUGCGUCGAGCUUUAUGGAAGGACGAAGUCGGACGAGUUUUCUUCCUAAACCAUUAUGAAAUCUACUGGAUUUGCGUGCAAGUUAAACAUUGCUGGAAAAUCGCUCAUGAUACAUUAUGAACGGUUCAGGUAGCUCAAACCCAAAAGACAUUAAAGCAACGAAGGGAAGGGAUCUGAACAGAACGAAAAGACCCUGACUUAUUGACGGCACCGAAAAGUUGUGAGUUACUAUCGGGGUAGGAACUUGGAGCAGUUUUUUCUAUUCCGAGUUUUGUAACGCUAUGCAUUAAUCUUGCUGAAUUAGGAGGCACGAUUGGUCCGAGGUAAAUACGGGUCAAAGAAUCUACUGACAAGUUGUUUUUGUGUAUGUCACGGACCUCCGACAAGGACGAGGGAGACUGGAAUGGCCAUUUCUGGCUUAUUAGUGGUCGUCAGCCCGUCAUAUCCGACCCCGAAGUGUGGAACAUCUGGGGAUUGAACUUGCAACCUGUUAAUUAGAAGUCCAACGCCUCUAACCACUGAGCCACGGGCUCGUCGUCUUAUAGUAGUAGAUGUGCUAACUAAUGAAAUGUUAGCCGAAAUUCUGAAAUGCGUUUUCGACCCGAAAAGAGGACAUAGGUAUGGUUGCAAUAUUAAUCACUUUGCAGCGUAAUCUUAAGACAAUUCGGUUACUUCAGGAUGCCAGCUUUUGAAUGAAGUUCCCUCCAGCCGCCUGCAAAAACAACACUCUGUAGAAGUGACUACUCAAGUGGUAUGAAUUUUUCACAUUUAUUUUCGAUGUCCAAGUAAAUUCAAAUACAUUGCAUGGGAGGGAUGCAUAAAAUAUUCAUUUUUCUUCUCAUUUAGACAAAAAUUGCGCUUUAUUCAAAUUUCAUGCUUAAUUGGAGAGUGUAAUUCAUUUUUAAAGGCUUAUUCAUUUAGAAGAAAAUUGCGUCUUAUUCAAAUUUCAUGCUUAACGAGAGCGUAUAAUGCGGUCUUAAAAAGUUUCUAAUUAUGAGACUUUUUAGGAUGGUGAAAUGUCCGUCCAUAAAACAUCGCGCCUCUGCAUUUAUUAAUGUUGCUCGUAAAGAUUGCAAUGUGGCUCACAUCCACCGCUGAAUUUCAUGAACCCCAUUUAUCUCCUCUUAAUAACGUAUAGAAAUUUAUGGUGUUCCGUACACGUUAAAUAUACAGCUUGUAGUUUGGAAAUCCCAAAUUUAAAUGUAACGGCACGUCGGGUUCGAAGUUGUUCGGGAAUUGGAAUAUGCCUUUAAAAAUGAAUUACAUUCUCUAAUUAAGCAUGAAAUUUGAAAAAAGCGACAUUUUUGUCUAAAUGAGUAGAAAAAUGAAUAUUUCAUGCAUCCCUCCCAUGCAAUAUAUUUGAAUUUACUUGGGCAUCGAAAAUAAAUGUGAAAAAAUUCAUACCAUUUGAGUAGUCACUUCUACAGAGUGUAGUUUUUGCAGGCGGCUGGAAGUAACUUCAUUCGAAAGCUGGCAUCCUGAAGUAACCGAAUUUUCUUAAGAUUAUGCUGCAAAGUGAUUAUUGCAACCAUUCCUAUGUCAUCUUUUCGGGUCGAAAACGCAUUUCAGAAUUUCGGCUAUCAAUCUGCAACUUUCUGAGACGAGUAUUUGCCCCUACCCAUUUUGUCCUUCAACUCUGCCGUCCAUUUUUGGGUAUCUUGGAGUUUUACACGUUUCUUACGCAGGCCUGCUUAGGAGGCAUCAAACGCCGGACGGGUAAAUGCUGCACUGAGAGUGUUCCUCCAACUCCGUUUUAAAGUGGUGGAUUACUUCGUCCUUUGUCUAUAUAUCACAACUGAAAUCUAUUUCACGUUUUAAUGGUAAAGUUAACAACUAGGUAAAAGAUAGAUUUGUAUUUGGAUAUGGUCUGCAGUGAACGGAAUGUCGAAUCUUCCGGCCAACGCAACUAAAAUUUUUCGUGCCUUAUUACCUGAGCCAAACUGGCACCGUCUGGGAUUUGCUUUCAAGGUCUCCCUGUGGAUUAUUUUAUGUCCCAGUGUGGCACACAUUGAACACCCGCGCAGGCAGCGUUUAUUUCCAAUUGUAUUGUAGCCGCAAAGACGCUAAAACGUAUUAAUAGCAUAAGCAUCUCCUAAGGAUGACUGGAAAUUACAUCAUAAACUGUAAAACACUCUUCAGACCUCAGCAAGGCAAAAUACGCUCGUACAGCGUCUCCUGCAUAUCCAUUAGACAAAGCAAGUGGUGUAUUCCUCGCAUAUGCCUGCGAUGCUUGAUUCUUUUGGUAAAUUUGGAGGGAAACGGGACUAUUUACUCCAUCGUACUUUUCUGUUGCUAAUAGGAAGUGCAUGUCCGAAAUCAAGUCUAGAAAGACUAAAAGUUGACUAAAGGGUUUCAGACUUUAAGAACUUUUGCGGAGGACUGAACGCUGGCUUGCAUUUAUAGGAUUCCCUAUAAAUUCGCCCUCUGUAAGUCUGUGUAACUUGGUUCUUUGCUGUCUUUUCUUUGCAGGCUGUGAAGUAUGGAUUCUUGAAUUUCGAUACAUUCGAUCUCGAUGAGUACGAAUAUUAUGAGGUGAGCCGAAAUUUCUAGACAAUUAGUGACCAAAUACUAAUUUACAGAAAGUUGAAAAUGGUGAUCUCAGCUGGAUCAUACCGCAAAAGUUUGUCGCCUUCUCAGGUCCUCACUCUCAAAGUAUGCUCGACCACGGUAGGUUGGAUUGUUGGCAUUAAACCAUCGGUCGCUACUUAACUUUAUCAAAAGGGUGUGUCCAUACGUCUGCCCACCAAUCAAAACCUCCACUAGGUUUUGAAAUAUAGCCUUUUUUGUAUGCAUAAAAUAUAGUCAGUAGAUAUGCGUUGACUCAACCCAACGCGUGGAAAUGGUACGAAGAAUGCUCUGCCAUUUUAAUGUAUCUAACUGCGACGAUCAAUCUCUUGUGGUUUCGCAAGGCCUAAUUUUAAUCGGGGAAACACGUUUAACAAUAAAUAAUGAUAAGUUACGGUUAGGAGGUUUUUUGUCAAAGGUGACUGGUCUUUUUGACAUUUAGAUCUCAUAAUGUAAGGAUUGAUUUUAAAACAGUGCUUUUAGUGUGAAAACCACUUACAUUUAUCUUUCCUUAUAAAACCUUGCAAUCAUUGACUUGGCUUUUCGCGAUGAAGAAAAAGCAGAACUGCAUUAUGGAUGCAUGACCAUUUCGGACAAUAUUUCAAUUUUAAAAGACACAGCAGCAUUAAAAUAAAUGAGUAUGUUUCGAAAUGCAUCACUUCCGACCUAAACUAUUGCGGUUGCAAUCAGUUGUCUUAGUACCGUUCUGAGAACGCAUGGAUUUACGAAGCAAAUUAAAUAUUCGCAAACCCAAAAAUGGAGUUCAGGGGAGUAAGCAAGAGCUCACUGCUUACUUGGAUUGGCACAUUUCCCCCAAUGUGGCGGCAAUGAGAGGAGGGAAAUUUAAGAGUGCAAUGUCGCUGUUUAGCGCUUUAUGACCCCAGAGUCUAGUUGGAAGAUUUCGUCGACAUCUGCUCCAUUAUGCACCUUUGUCUUCCUGCCUGGACGAUUCUUCAGACAUGGACUGCUGCGGAGUUGGUUAUCGAAUGCUGCUACUUAAGCCUUUCUUUGAGGCAUUCAAAGUCUUUCUUUUACCCUCACGGUGCCUAAAUGAAGACUCCGCCAAGACAAUCAGGCUGCUACGAUCUCGGUUUUUUUCAGUCUGUGGAUUUGGGUUCUCGUUUUAUUUUCUGCCCUCUUAGACACAGCCACGGUGGACCCUUAGCGCACUACUGGUGGCAACUGAGACUGCAGGAACAGACAGACUAAUCAAGUUAGCUAAUUUAGUUCCUGCUUGCCUUGCUACCUGCGUGUAAGAGGCGAGGAAGAAGAUGCAAUAUUUGAUAACAGAAUACGCCCACCACAGUUUUUUCACCAUACUGCAGUCUGCCUGCUAAGUAUGUUAACUAAUUUUGCGCAAUCACCCUGCUGAUUGCGGAACAGUGCUCAAAUCUUGACAGAAGUGAUUGAGCUAUGGUCGGCGCUCCAAAUUUAGUGGAUAGAAAGGAGUUCACUAUUUACCGGACUUAUUACGAUUCCUAGGUAUUUCGUUGCGUUCAUUUCACAACGGCCGUCGAAACAUUAUGAUUAGCGGAAAGGAGUGAAGUUAGAUUUCGUAGCUAUUGCCUGCUAAAAACUGACCCGUUCUUCCAAUCGUGAACACUAUAUAGCAUAACGUCUUUGGCUCUACUUUCGCCCAUCUCGUGUUAACUCCAAUCUUUUUAACUUUUCCGGUCUUCCGGCUCUUUCAAUAGCAGUGAACUUAGCCCUGUCAGGUUACGGUUAGUAUCCAUACUUCGAGAAUGUUAGUCUUGCGGGGAUGCCUAGCGCAAACUGGAAACGUUGUUUACCGGUAACCAGAAAACUAUUAAAUUGGCAACUUCAAAUGGUCGGUAUUUUUGCAAAAAUCCGAUGUCAUCACGGCACUACAGAGGACUUAGUUUGAAAAUUUACACGCUGAUCUUUUCCUUUAAUUUAACUGGACCUAAUUUCACCUAUAUUUAUGGAAACAGGUCGCCGGCUACGUUUUAAUCUCUCCAAAACGUCGCCAUAUAAAAAACAUUGAGAUAAAAUGGAUAUCCUUUUUGAAAAACCCCUUAAAUAUGUGACACAGAGCUGUGCUUAUUAUGUCUAUUCGCUUUUGUUGCUGUCGUCAGGUCUUUCUCACCCAAGUUACAUGUGCCAUCAAGGGGUGAAUUUUGUGAACCUACAAUCUGGAACGUCCGCAUGGAAUGUAUAGGCCUAUACUGGGUCUUGCGCACCGAAGGGCCAUUUUCGCUUACCUUAUUCAUUGUCUACUGCAGUAUAGCUCUCUUCCCUUAAGCAACUGUUUUCCGUCGACAGUGGAUCAAUAUCCUUUAUGAAGAUCUCCCCAAACCUCUCAGUGUGUUAGAAAAACUGCUCUACCUACCAUUUAAAAAUACUGUCACACCUAUAUGCCUAAAAAUGUUAACACGCAAAGGCAAGUCUUCUAUGUACCAGAGCGAUUUCGGAUGCAGAUAUUAGAAUCCAUGUGCACCGGAAGCUGAAGGGUUAUGCAGUUCUCAGCAACAUAGUGUGAUUUUCCUACUUUUAUCAUUGUUUUACGACCUGACAGUUAGAGGGUUUGCCUGGUUUUAGCACCCAGUAACGAUCCUUUUGCGCAGCAACGAAAAACUCCAAUUUCUGAAAAAAUAUACACUGGCAGCUCUUCCUGCGCAUCACCUCAGUUAUCACUUUGAAAACGCAGAGAUAAACCUGCGUUUCGUUUUUUCGGGUGCAUUUUCUCCCCUAUAUUUAUCAAUAACGGUCUUCUGAAUGUAACUUUUGUAGAUUCAUUCGGAAAUACGUUGUCCGUGGUUAUUUUUCCCACAGUUGAAUGGAAAAAAAAUAGUUGAUGGCGGGUAGGCUUCGGGAGCCUCUUUAUUCUGCAUUUAAGGCGCAUCUUCAGCGGAUCCCUCCUCCGCCAUGUUUAGUCAUUAGUGUCGAUAGUGUUCGACACGGUUGAUACAAGCAGUUGGCAAAACCGCUUCACGUCGAAAGUUUUCGAUUGUUCACACUCUACUCUUCAAAUGCGCCGGCCUUAAUUAAAUUAUGAAAUGCUGUCGUCAUAAAUUUCGUAUAAGCACAUGACAUUUUCCCCCACUAACCAUGCACUUUACCUGCGUUCACAUCGAUAGGAAUUAAUAGCGAACUCACAGAUUUUGUAGAAUGAUUCAUAGUAGAAAAAAGCAUUGAAACGUGUGUUGGUUUUUGACUUUUUGGAGUAAACACUUCUAACUUUAAGUAAGCCGGAUAUUUUUUAUUAAACAAUGUAUCCAAAAACAACGCUUUUUGCCUUUUUAAUCUGACAGUACAGACCAAAGUCAAAAAAUCCACUUACUGAAAGGAUAUUUUGAACCCUGCUGAGGCACAGGUAGAAGCAAGUGUUGUCCUCGAUUUUUCAGAUACAUAUCUGGGUAGGAAGUCCUCGUACAUUUCUAAAAAUGUAGCGUAUACUGAAUUUGAUAUUUUGACAUCCUUAUGUUUUUACAUGUGACUGCCAGUUAAGUGUUUGAUAAUGCAAUUUGAGGAAUGACGUGUAGGAAUUGGCUUUUGUAACACUGAAUACGCUAGCGAGAGAAGCGAUAAGCCGAAACGAUGGCCCAUGGGAGGUUCCGUCUUAGGGUUCAUUGUUCUUUUGAAAUUUAGAUUUCAACCACUUGAGUUAACUUGUAGUAGCAUUUUAGACCGAUUUUUCCUGUUGGUUACCGGCACUGUAGUGGGCUCGUUAAAAGAGGCCUAGUUCCAAUGUAUUAAUCAAUUUGUGGAUCGCAAAAAGCACAUUAAUGUUGAGGACCCAUUCGCUAACAACCGGAAAGACAACUACAGUUUUUUCAACAUUUCUUUGGCGACUGCUUACUUUCGCGGUACCUUAUUAAAAACUACUCUUUUUUAGGCUAUCCUGUACAUUCCCCAGAGUACUAUCUUCCGUACUUCCGUAAGACUGGUGUCUCCACAGUUAUUCGUCUAAACAAGAAAAUCUAUGACGCCAACAGGUUCACCGAUGCAGGAAUUCAGCACUAUGACCUUUUCUUUCCCGAUGGCGGUGUUCCUCCGGACUCCAUCAUGCGCCAGUUUUUGGAUAUUUGCGAAAAAUCUCCGGGGGCUAUCGCUGUCCACUGCAAAGGUGAGGUUAACCAGGCCUGUCUCUUGAGGCAAAAAUAAGACAAAUAUAUCCAGUUGUUUGUCCCGGAAAUUGUGUUUUAAUGCCCAAUAACUAAUCUGUUUGGGGCCCAGCUUCGACGUUUUAAUGCCCGCGUUCCUGUACUGUUUUUCAUUUUGGACGGAAGGUUUACGACUUCCUGAAAAAAGAUCCGUGCAAAGAUGUUUUGAAACUAUAUUCCAUAGCAUGUGCUGAGGUGCGUACACCUGAACCCAGUCGAUUUUUUGAAGUUUUUUUGUAAAAGAAACACAGUCACAUGAUGCUGGCAUUCGCUAACGUUACCUUACUGAAGGACGAAAUGUGGGUGUUCCAUUUGCCUUGAAAUUGCAACUUUGAGCUCCGUUGGCGAUGGCGUAGACACAGGUACUUAAUAAUCAGUAAAUUUGGCCAACAGCGCCUAGGUGUUAUCCCAGGGCCUCCCGACUCUGUGUGGUGUGUGGGCCGACUUGCGACUGCAGACGAUCCACGAUCGACCAUUCCAAUCUGUAUUGAUUUUUGGAAGAAGGCAACUUUGAUUUUCAACCAAUAAAAUGUUUUCUAAAAGUCCCCUAAGCAUCAUAGUCCGAAGACAAACAAAAGGGUUUCCACCUAGCCCACGAGUCCGACUAUUGGUUAAAACCUCGCUUUUCGCCGAAUUGUUCUAAUUGUUUUCUCUUUAGCCGUGUCUUUAGUCAGAAUGAGUGAAUAGCGAAUUCAAUUAAUCAUAUUGAGGAAAAAUAUUCGGGUUUCUGCACUAAAGUGGAAAAGUACCUUUAGGUUAGCGCAUAGGCAGAGUGUCGAUUCGAUUUGAAAUGAGCGUCCUCAAUAGGUACUGCAUCCAAAGCAACAUUUGUUAACCUCAGUUGGCAGGAUGUCACACGCAAAAUACGAGCUUUUUGUUGAUGAUCCAAAAGCGUAGCUGAGGUAUGGUCCACAAGAUUCGUGCGUGGACUACUUCUUAGUUUAGUUGCUUAGGCAAUAAUUUGAAUGGGGAUUUUACCUUGACCUUCUUGUUCCAACUACGAAUAUUACAGGAUUCUUCAGUAGAAAACAUGUAAAAUUUCAGCCUCGUUGUUUUUACUGUGGAAUUUAAUUUAAAAGCGUUUUCAAAAUUUUUAUAAUUUACGCUUGUUCAAAUAAGCCUUAUGUAAGACUCGCGUCUUCCACAGUAAUUUUUGUUCUCAAUAAUAAUCACAAAGAAGCCUCUGCGAUUCCUACUACCAAGUCUGCGCAAUGCACUUAAAACUCUCACCGUACCGUGUUGCAUCUUGCCUGCGGGCAACGCCCAAACACGUUUCCGGCGAGGCCUCACUCCUUUGCUUGUCUCUUGAUUUUGCUUUGUUCUCUCGGGGCGGGGAUUUUGCGGAAUUCUGCAAAGCACCUAAUCUAUAUUUUUCGUCGUUGAAAAAAUUCUAAAGUAUCUUUUGCUGGUAAAGCCUUACUGGGUGCAUUCCACGAAAACGUAAACAAAAUAUCUUCGCUCUGCAGUACCAAAGUCUUUUAGUAUAGAGCAUUUGCAGGCGAGUGGAGUGACAUGUACGAAAUCAACUAGUUUUGGCAAAGCGGUAUAAAAAAUGAUGCUUUUACGGGCGUUACGUCUUAAAAUCUCGUUCAGUGGAAUUUUCAUGAUUCUUUCCAUUAUGUCUAGCAUAUUAGCUUUUUAUUCUCUACGUGUCUGGAAUGCCGGUCCACUGGUUUUGCUCGUGAUUUAGUGCAUCCUAACAUGGCGGGCUGUGCAUUAAGGACCGACAAUCAUAAAGCAGUCUUCAUUGGCAAAGGAUGGUCAUGCAGUACAUUUAUAAUGGUCAACCCAUUCUAAAAUAAAUCCUUUGCUUAUGGAGAUGGGUCUCUUAUGUGAAAUUUUAAGCUGUUUCAAGUUCAAAUCACAUCUCUGUUUGUUAAGCACGGAGCGAUCCAAAAAGACCUUGUGCUUCUAGCUUUCAUGAAUACAUUUAUAUCGUAAAGACAAACACGUGGUGUGAAGUUUAUGAUCGAUACUUGUGUUGCAUUUUUCUUACGCCACCAAGGAGGAUAUCGUUCUAAGACAAAAACAUAUCCUAAAACAACUGAAUUGCGCCAGAUGGUCAAUCGCAUUGGAACACAAAACAAUAUUACCCAUUUUCACUUUUGUCUGAAGGUGGAGAAGGAGUUAUAAAAUGGUAAUAAAUUAAAUUCAGAAUGCACAUUAUAUGAGCCUACAAAGUAAGAGCAAAACUUAAAAAGACAGGGAGCACUCAGGUGUUCUCGUGAGACCGGGCAGGACUUCAAACAGAAGCUAUUUGAUAUUUGUGGGAGAAACAUAACUUCGAGAGCGGCUGCUUGCCCCUUACUUCAUUCUUCCUUAGCCAUGCUCGAAUUAAAAAAUCGAAGUGUCGACUUUAUCCCUAGAUGCUGAAAGCUCCCCUAUCGUUAAAUCUAACCGCUGGCUCUCACGAAAGCGCAAAGAAAAUCUAUGUAUUGACUUACCAAUGUACUCGAACUGUUUGAUCUAUCUGCAUUCAAUGUAGUUUAAAAUUUUAAUACACAUUCAUCACUCGUUUUGCUUGAAAAAUAGCGCAACUGAGAGAAGAGCUAGCCGUUCGAAAUAGCAACCUUAUUUUUUGCGGUUACUCGUUUCUUCCGAAUUUUUCCCCUCAAGUUGUUUGUCGCACAAAAAUUCGAGUGUUUCUGUUUACAGAAGUGUGUAGAAUCUGGAUGCUGACCAUACUUGUUUCUGUCUUACACCGUUACCACCUUUUAUGAGUGACUUCAGAGGUCUUUCUUGUUCAUAUUUUCGUUUAUGGACCUGGCAGCAAGCAUACACAGGUGUUGCCCGUUAACCGUUCCCCUCCAUUUCCUACGCCAUUUUUUUCGUGAGCUGCUUCACCCAACGGGAGCUGCAGCUGCAGUGCUGAUUCUUGCCUGCAAUGCAUUGUUGAAGUGGUUUUUGGGAAACUGUCAAACUUUGACUACUGUUUGUGAAACUACCGAAGACUUCCGGCAGGUCUAGCAUAGCGUGAAGUCAGCACCCCUUGUCUGUUUAAGCAUGGCUUGGAAGUCAGGGAAAGACCCUUUUAACGAAAACUUGAAGCAAUGCCAGGGAGAGAACUGCACAAAGUUUUUAGCCGUCGCAAAAAGCGCAGAAACACUUGUCUUAAAGCAUGUCAAAUUGUUGUGUACACCCGCCUCUCUUUAGCUCCUAUCUAGCACAUGUUCCAGCAGAUAAAACGUUGACUUGCAGUUUUUAAGCUCUACUCAGUAUAAACCCUUUAUAUACAGAUGGAUCGGGAAAAAAGGUAUUGUCAAGACUUAAAGAGUUGUUGGUUUUUAUCCUGGCAGUUGAUGUUACUGCGUAAGCUGAUAAAUUAGCUCUCAUAUCUUUUAAAACAAACACAUGCCUUAGCAUUUUCUGGCACCAACAAAUAUAUCUAACGUUUUUCAACUGCCUCCUAUCGCUUGGUUUCAAUCUCUUCAUAAUGUGAGACCGACAAAAUAACGAAUAAGAAAACAGAGUCUAAUAAAUAAAAAGUAAUCUCAAGCCACGACGGGAAAGUAAUACGAAGACAGCAAUGCACAAAUUUUGUGAAUGGGCAUUACCAUGGCAGACCAAGUUUAUCACGUGAUGUAGUUGCUUUUGCAAAUCUUGUUUUUCUUCCGUAACUGGGUUUCCUUCCAACAAUGCAGUGUUUACGCACGAGCAUUGACCCGGAAGGCGAGUUUUGGGACAUUUGACUGUCCUAUCUCUGGUUCUUUGAAAUAAUUUAUAACUCAUUCCAGAGAAAAUCUCAUCAGAUAUACACUAUCCUAAGUAAAAUUCUUGUAAGCUCCCUGCUAAUAAACGCAUUUAAACAACAGCCGUCAAACAGGCCAGUUCCCAUUUAACACACAGGAUAUCUCAUCGAAACUUCACAAAAGUGGAUGGAUAUUAUUUCACCUUAGACUGAAAGCACGGUACAAAGUGCAUAGAAGUUAGUAAUCCACAACGAAUUACUUCAUUUCAGGAUCAUUUCUUCGUAGUGAGAAUUAUGCUAAUUGUAUUCCACAUCAACGCGCCACCAUCUGGGGACGUGUAUUAACUGGGUUUCAUUAUGAAACUCGGAGUCUCGAAUAGUAGCUUUGCAGGUGCAGGCUACCGUAGAAAGUUCCUCGGAGGUCAAUCUUAAGUCUUUAACACCGGUUUGACCAGGUUAUAAUUUAAUUAUCCACUUUCGCUUUAAGGCCUUUUAGUUUAAAAACCGGGAAAAGUUAGAGUAUCGGAACCGCACUUCCAAUGAAUUCUUUUAAACACUCAUUUUUGAGCACAUUUACCGCUACUUAGAAGACUUAUUCUUACUAAAUAUUUAACUUUAAAGAGUCACCAUAAGGGGAAUAUUUUACGAACUAAAUAUCAAGACGAGACUGUGUAGUUAGAAUUUUUUGGUCAGACAAAGGUACUCCGUCUUGCCGUUGCGAUGUCACCUGGUAGAUCUUAUAGCAGAUCUGAGGUCAUCGAAGUUCCUGUCUUUGCGUAACUUCGGCCUUUAAGCGAUUCUCAUCCACCCUAGGCAGGCAAUUCAAUUAACCAGUUUUCUUCAUUUAACCCUUUCUACUUCUCAUGGUUAUCUCUAUCCCAACACUCUUUAGCCGGUCUUGGUCGAACAGGCACCUUGAUUGCGUGCUACAUGAUGAAGCACUUUCGCUUUUCCGCGGCCGAGGCUAUCGCGUGGGUUCGAAUCUGUCGACCUGGUUCUAUCAUCGGUCGUCAACAGAACUGGCUGGCUGACCGACAGGCCUGGUGCUGGAUUGAGGGCGAUUUACUUCGUCAGGCCAAUAACAAGCGAGAUCAAACGCCCCUGUUGACAGCUAAUGUCACCAGCACUCCUGGAAGUGCUAGCGUGCCGGCAAAAGCUACCGUAAAAUGGAACUACGAAAAUAUCAAUCCCUCCCGCUCCCCUGGGGUCUACGACCAGAAUCCCUCACCACCUCCAAUGCGGUCGGCCGAGCUUCGAAUCCCCACAAACGGCAGUCCAACUGAUAAUCGUUCCUGGUAAUGCUUUGUUAUUCGGACUUUUUAUUGCAACUUUUGCGACCUCAUCAGUAGAGGUUUCAGGCUAGCUACGAUAACGCGAUCUGAGGACUUAUUUGCUCCUAUCUAUGUUGGGCACUACGGUGACUGGUAUAGCUGACCCUAAUGGCCGCAAACUUGCUAGACGUUGUGGCACAUACGGCGUGACCAAAGAAUAGACCCUAAGCAACCAUAUUGUUUGCUGUCUAUUCUUCGUUACUCGUAGGAUCAUUCGUCGGAAUGGACAAGGAUCAUACCUGCUCGCAUGAGCAGUUGUGUGUGCGGGGGAGUUAACGCCUCGUUGUGCACCAUCGACCCACACGAUAGGAUUUAGAAGACGGUGGAGUGGUGUGGGCGCAGUGACUGAUGUAGAAUGAAGUCCCUAAAAUGGGACACGCGGUAGAUGUACUGAGCCCGCACGGGGGCUAAAUCUGAGUCCGCCAGGCGUUGUCGGGACUACGCACCCAUUGCAAAUUCCAACAUAAGUGUGUGUCGGCAUGUCCAGUUGCAGGCCCACGUCGCAGCCACUGGGAACUGUGGCGCCCCCUAUCUUUUUUGUACUAUAAAAUCCUGGUUAGUUUUUUGGGUCACAAGUUAUCAUAUUAGCAGCACAGGUACUCGCGCUUCACCGAUAUUCUUCCGCUGCAUGGCACAGCUGCGAGGGGUUUGGCUCUUCAGUGGGCCCCCCAGCAUUCCCCGUCCGCCUCCUGGUAGAUACUCCAGUUUACAAAUUGUUGUUUUUUUAUUUUCUCAGAAAUUAAAUGCGAACUUGGAGUACGUCAGUAAGGUCUAUAGGCGCGGACCAAAAUUUUAUAUAUGAAUAUUUGGGCCGUAGUCCAUUAGCCACAGCGGGAUAAUCACGUGAUAAUUAUUAACUGCCGACAGGCCAUUCUGGUCAGUGUUUGAUAUGGACCAGGGAUUGUGGGGGUAGGCGUAGGUGCUGGUUUCGCCGUGUCAGCCAUCUGCGACCUCUCCCACCUUCAGUCUUCUUAAUUCUCUCUUAAUACCGGGUCGAGCUGGGGGAGGAGAGAGUGCGGCAGAUGCAGCGCAAGUCUAGAGAGAGAGAGAGAGAGAGAGAGAGGAAUGCGCUUUAUUUUGAAAUCAUAUGUUCAAAAUUUUUAGCAAAAAGUUGGCUCCAUUCACUAUGGGCAGUAAAUAAGUUAAUAGAUUAUUCAAGAGUCAAAGUUUAACACAAAGAAACGAUUAUUAUGGGGAUAGUUCAAGUCUUAGCUUCUGUAUUUCUGUCUCUUCGCACGUAAGAUAGCGCGCUAGGAAUGGCAAUACAGAAGCUCGAUAAGCCGAUGUGCGACAGGAUAUAAGACGGAAGUUGCGGCGCAUCGGGCGGGAAGACUUGGCAGACAUAAGAUCGGAAUGUAGGGGAUGGGCAACGUCAUCUAGAAUUCGACCAGCAAAUUGCUUGACCGCAUUGAAGUGUCGGUGUAAGAUUGUGUCAACUAAAAAAAAAAUAUAAGAAACGCCAGCAGCUGAAGAGAGCAUGCGGAGGAUUCGUUUCAAAAUUAAAAGAUCCUUUUUUAACAAAGCAGGAAAAACGACAGGAGAACAGUAUAGGAUAAGAGAAAGAAUGCAGACAUCAAUGAAUCGCCAGACUAAGGGUUGAGGUGUGUGGUAGGAACGUAAACGACGAAUGUAGUAAAGAAGUUUACGAACUUUAAUAAAUAGGGACUCAUUAUGGAGGGAAAAAGAAAGAUUUGAGGACAAAGUAACGCCGAGAUACCUGAAAGAGGAUACUUCGUUAGGAAGAAUGUCAAAGGAAUCAGGGUUAGGAGGGGGCCGCAGUAUAGACUAAUUCACACGCAAGUCACCGUCUUUGCUCCCACCCUGUUGUGUAACACAGUGGACAUCGUGCGAAUCGACGGUCGAACUGUUGUCAGAAUAAAGCUCCAUCUAUGUGCGACAUGUACGUACUAGUUCCUCAGCACAUUGCAGUUGCCGAGGAUUCCCAGCUUGGACAUUAAAAUAGAAUUCAUCCCAUUUGUGCACGAUCAAAACUAUCGGUUGCGUUAUUCACCCUUAUCACAGUUCCUCGAUUCAAUAUCCCUCUCCGUGUUCCGUAGCUGGCCUAACGAUUGGAAGACCUAAUUGAUUGUUAAAGGGAAAAAGGAGACCAAUCUGAGGGAUUAGUCUGCGACCGAAUACCAGCCCGUGGUUCGCAUGCGUAUAGAAGUGAAAAAGUGUCCUUCCCGAUUUCUAUAUCAUACAAUUAACAGUCAGACUGCAAAACAGCGUCAUGGACCAAAGGCUGGAAUAUAGUCUCAAUGGCAACUCUCCGCUAGACCGAAGGACGAUGUAAAAACAGUGUUAAAGGAUAAAUGCGAUCUCUAAAAAAGAUUAAUAAUCACACGGCCAGGAAAGUAUACACGAUGGAUGUGUUGAAUGGUGUGAAUAUUGGUGGUACUAGAAAGACUGCGCUCAGUGACAACAGGGCAAGAAAGUGGGGGGGAGUGAGAGAGGCUAGGGAUCAGCGCGUAUCUGUCUGUAAUUGAAGCAGUUGGCCUACGAUAUCCAAAUCAACAUGGCUGAACCGUGCACCGGUGCUGGGAAUAGUGCUCGGUAGGGACUUGUUUUAACGCUAAGCUUUGCUCCACUAGCAGCUCAGAUACGCAUGCGUCCUACCUUCGACGUCCUUACUCAAGUCGGGUCAGGCAAACCUUUCGUCAAGGAUUACCUGUAAGUUCCGGAUUCCGGAAUGGUGUAAUUCAUGCAGAUAUUGAAACACAGUUCGGCGCAUCAAGGUGAACACUAUCGGAUGAUGAAAAAUCAAAAUAUUGUAAAGCAUUUUGCCGUGAUCGACAGUCAAGGGAUCGUUCUCAAACCGGAAACUACCAGAUGCCCCAUCACCAGAGAAACAAACUUACACUAACCGUCAGCUAUAAAUGUCAGGUCAGUCCCGGUGGAGUUGGUCUUAUGCAUUGGAGGGCCAUGUCAGCCACCGUAUUUUGUUAUCCGCCGAUAUGACGGAUAUCAUAGCUGAACUGGGAAAUAUAGACCAGCUGGCGGAUCUCCGGGUAUUGUUUUUUUGCAGUGGGACUUAAAAAGGAGGGAAAAACGUCUAUGGUUGGUGAAGAUCGUUAAUUCCCAGCCCCCAAGGAAGUGUCGAAAGUGCUUCACGGCUAGGUAUACGGCCAGGAAGCCCUCCCCAAGCAUGCUGUAGGGCCAGUAAGCAGGCGAUAAAGUUCCGGUGAAGGAAUUCACGAGUUGGGUUUGACCUGCAGGGUGUUGUUGAAUGACCACUCCAAUUGCAGCAUUGGGUACGUCGAGAGCAGAGUGAGUCAGGACAGUGGUGUCGACCAAGGUAGCCUUUGCCACGUCCAAAGCAGCUAAGGCGUCUGCGGGGAGCUCGAACUGACCUUAGGGGGUCUGAGAGGGGGUUCGUGAGCUGCAGAAUGGUGUCAUCGCCCUGCAAAAGAAGCAAACUCAGCCUACGACGGGAGAGGGUGAGUAACAGUGAAGUCGAUGACGUCCGGGAAACUCUGACCAGGGGACAUCGAAAAUACACUAUGAUGAGUUGAGAACAAUGCCAAAUUGUUUCGUCGAUCAAACGACGUUACAAGGUGCGCCAUGUGCUCCUGGGCGAUAGUCCUUCUCAUCAAGCGACCGUCAGUAAAUUCAUAGACAAAGGAUAAGUCAUGGGGUACUCUGUCUGCGAGCACGUAAGACGUUUAGAAGACCUUGUGAAGUCCUAACGACGUGAUCAGGAACUCGGGGAGACCAAAUAGAUAAUGGCAGCCGUCUUCAAAACUCCCCCCGAAGCGAUGGGGAUCUAAUGGGAUGCCCAUAGAUAAGAUUGAAGACCAAGGCACUGGAAAAUUCUGGAGAUGUGGGACACGAUAGCAGUCGAGGGUAUUGGCGGUUUUCAAGGCGCAGUAAUUACCAUAUGGUUGGCCAUCACCAGUGGCAGUCUUCUAAACCACUUGCAGCGACAAGGGCUCUUAACUUUUCGACUGACGUCCGAUGUCCAUAUGAGCUAUGUCCUCGGACUCGGCCAUGGCGGUAGCCCGAUGUUCAGGCGCGAAACGACGGGGUCGAGAAAACACUAGAGGAUCAGUGAUGUGAAAGCGCUGAACCCCAUAAUGCGACUGGUUAGUGACGAUGAAGCUGGAAGGGGUGAGAUCAAAAUACUUGUCGAGGAGCUACUAAGACAAACUAAUCGGGUCGAGUUCUAGAACAGCAAAGUGGGUGACGUCUCAGGGGAGGGAAUACGCCGAACGGUAAGAGUGGUGAAACGUAGGAAGCCAUCGGGGACGAAGACCCACAAGAAAAAAACGUCGAAGGCCAAUGUUCAAGGCGGGAGAGCAGGAACCGAAGACGACGAUCGUGGGAUGUUAAUCUCCUGAAGGAAGGAGAGCGGAGUCGGGACACCAAAGGUCGGCUGCUGUUAGGGGAUGACAUGUGGCCGGGCCUCAAUGUCGAGGUGAAAUCGUUUGCCAUUUCUGUCGCUGACGAAAACACUUUAACCAACACCAUGGAGUCCGCAAAGAACGGUCGCAGCGACCCUGUUGCUGGGAAGCUUCGCUGAGCUGGUUAGGAUGAGCGGGGGGCCACAAUGGUGGGCUGACAAUAAAGUUUAGUCGGUACCGACAGAUCUCAGCUGUGCCUGGGUGAGAACGUGGGCUUUGGCGAUUGCGACUGGGCAGCCAGCAAUAAAGGCUGGUGGACUGUUGACUUUUGAAAGCUGUCGCGGACGCGGACAGCUUGGAUAGCUCUGCUUUGAGCUCAUGUUGAUCAGAGUAAAUGGAUUGCUGAGAGAAAUGGGGAAUCGUUGGAUUCACGAGGCUCAGGAUCAUGAUCUUGUAGUCAGCCUAUUCAGUGACCUUUGAAACAGGGAGUCCGUCCGGCCGGAAGCUGGAAUUUUCCCCAUGACCGUAAGUAGAUGUUCCAUAAAUACUUCCUUGAGGGAUUUCUUGUCUGCCUCCAUGUCAACAAUUAGACAACGCAUGUGACACAGGUCUGAAGGCUUCCUGUCCUCAAAAAACCCAUCCUUGAAAUAAUGGCAGGAUCAUGAACGCGGAUUGUAAGAGCCUUCUCCCUAUCGACUCGCGGCUUCACAAGGCCCAGUUUUUAGAUGAGUAUCGGAGUUUACUUAGAGCGGCUUUCGAAAAGCUAUUGAAAACCGUGAUCUGUCACCUUGUCUGCUAUAAGACGUUGAUUCUGCUCGAACGAUCUUUGUAGAUCAGCGCUUUAAUAACACACACCCAUUUUCCCAGACUCGGACCUUUGGACUCUCAUCGGAAUCUAACUUUGAGGGACCAGAUCUGGAACGGAGGGGUUUCGACGAAGAUGAUGAGUUCGAAUCAACUACGAAAGGGUGUUAUUACUGAAAUUAUUUUGCCGGUCAAAAGCGCUGUGUAUGACGCUUAAAUUUGACUAGUUUUGCCGUGAACUCUUGCCGGAGUAAAAGACACUUGUUUAUCGUCUGUCGGCUCAUUUUUCGCUUUAAUUACUUGAACCAGCUUGAUCCAACACGCGUUUUCAACUAUGCAUUACCAGUUUUUUAUAGUAAUGCAUGAAAUUUUAAAACUCCAGUUUUCACUAGGGGAGAAAACGUUGUUCUUAUUUGUGGAUAGGGUGUUGUGGCGGACCUCAGUUCUGCAAGUUCCGGGCUGGGUGCAGACGCGCUAGGCGAUUAAGACGUCCGCAUUACGGCGCCAAGGUGGGGUAGGGGUGUCCCAGGUGAGAAUUCUACGGGUCCGUUCUAACCCUUGGAAGUACUGUCUGCAUUCAAAGCUGAUGGCUGCGAUACUUCCGGUCGUGCGUGUGAACCAGCCAUUAGUUCGUUACUAGCCUUUUACUGCGGUCACAGAAUGACGUCUAAGUAUAUUUUUUAUCUAGGUUUUACUGCUGGAAAUUGCGAUAUGGAACCAAAAACGCCUCAGAAUACAUGCAUAUUCUUGCAAUUCUUAGGGAGCUUUUGUUCGUUUAAUUCCUCAACGCCCAACGGUUGUUAUCACUUUGCUUCGCUUGAAAACAAAUGGGAGCGUGUUUUAUGGAAACGCACGAAGUUACAAAUUUAUUCAGCUCGUGUUCCCACCUGAUCACUUCCUAAUUUGCUCCUUAUUACCCUAUAACCUACCACUUAACCAACUGUUUGGCUGUUUCCUGCGCGAAGAGAAUUCAAAGUGCAACCCGGGGGUUUUAAAUCCAGCGUCAUUGUGUCUGUAGUAGUGCAUGCGAGACCGAAUAGUACAUCGAAAGCCAGGGUCAGAGGAGGUCAUGCAUAAUAAAUUUCACAGUCGAAUAGUCCGCGCAGCGACCCUAUCCGAUCGAUUGCGUACUCCCUUCACCUAUUCAUAUGCUUUUUUCGCGUCCUGCCAUAACGCGCGCACAACCAGAUGUAUCCUUUUUUAUGCCUUUUGCAGGCGCCUUCUCCAGGCCAACGGUAGAACAACCAACGCCAGCACUCCAAAACCCGAAUCUCCCAGCGUUUUCCGAGUUGAUUCAAUGGGGGACAGCACAGCAACGGUCUAUCGUCACCGCGUGCAGACGAAACCGCCCACUUUAAACGCGUCCGCGGCAAACUCCGACUCCGACAAGCUCGAUAGGAAUCGAGGAACGAAAGUCGGCUCCGCCUCGUCGAACAGACUUUUGAGCAGCAAUGAAUCCCCUGACACUUGUGAGUUUUAAACUCUAGUCCCUCAUUUAACGCCUUCUAAUUUCUCCUACUGAUAGCAUCAUGCUUUUUGUGAGCUCAUUAUUUGCCUUUGGUUCUACCUGACUCAAUGUUUACUACGGUUGCAUUUCACCCUCCAGCAGUGUUUAAAACAUCUGCUGGUAUCCGCCGUCUCCUUAUAGUGGACAUAACUUGACCCUUGGAUUUUGGUGUUUAUGCGGUGCCUAUUAUCGAAAAUUAAACGAGACAAUGGUUUUCAUGAUAUGACGGAAGAAUGGAUGAGGGUUUUUAAAGAUUUGGGGGUAACAAUCGGGAGAUGGCACCCAAAAAAAUCCGCCUAACCAGAGCAGCCUGUCUUACGGGACAGAUGGUAAUAGUGGUUUUAUGGGUGGUGGCUGGUCGGGAUGUACGAUACUAGCCGACAGAAAGCCUUAUUUGAACAGGUGAAUGAUCGAAGUUGGCCCGCUCUCUGUUCCAUUAUUACAAAAUGGGUCACCAAAGGCAGUAUAGUAGUAACGGACGAGUGGAAGGCGUAUAAUCGUCUUCCCUCAGAAAGUUAUCUACAUUUCUCUGUUAACCACUCAAAGAACUUCAAGGAUCCUACCACCGGACGACCCACCGAUGACCUUGAGGCAUACUGGAGUAGACUGAAAAGGAAGCUCUACGAGGGGGGGGCCCUGUAUGUGGUCGAGCUGUGUGGACUCACAUAGACGAAAAACGGUAUCGUCUUUGGUUUGGCCUCAAUGUCAUGUCUUUGACAGAUGCCUGGGAACUGUUCCUGUCCCAUGUUGUGCAGACUUAUCCUAUUUAAAAGUGAUUUUGUUUUGUAAUAAACUGCCAUAAUGCGAAUGUAUGCGGUAUAUUCAGGUGUACGUAUGUGACGAUGGGGAAGGUUGGGCAACAGCGACCAUCGUCCAUGUAACAUCCUGCGAUGUUCAUUAGGCCAGCCCAUGUUAGGCUUUCGGGGAAAGUCCAAGUAGUGCGUGAAAGUAGGCCCGCAACCGCUGAUAUAGCCUGAAGGCGUUUAUUUCUAGGCGUAUUAUUUCUAGGUAACGGAUUUUUUGGGUGCCAUCUCCCGAUUGUUACCGAUUUGGGAAUUCUUCAUGUUAGAGCUCUCGGUAUUACAACUCCCUCUCCGCCCUGGCCCUGUAACAUUAAGGGGGGCUGUCACUGGACACUUAUUGAAGGUUAUACAAAGGAGGCUAAUAGGGACAGCUGUUUAACGGCCAUCACUGCUCACCAGUACGUAUUUGUCUUUUUCGGUUCGAAUGCCUUCUUAACGUCAAACGUUAACAUCUAGGACUGGCAAAUGCUCCCAUUCAAUGUUAUGAGCCAUAACACGUGUGCUCAGCGGUAUUGCUCUCUUGUCUACUCAUCCCGUCGAAAUUUUACUCGAUUCGGUUUAGGCAGUCUGCCAGUCUUCCAUCGGACAUGAACAGUGUCAUCAAACGCUGAAAACUCUUUGUGAGCAACUGGCAGAUGCAGAUGCUUUCGCUCUAGACAAACCCGUCCUCCGUAGGCUGUAUCGCCCCACACUGACCUAAGUUCAGUGCAUUUCAGUUUAUACGAAGAAAAUGUAGGUGUUGUACCUUCGAACUCGCUGUAUGUUGCAAGGAAUGAAAGUAUACUAGAAAGUUGGGAACAGAAACCUCAAACAGCCACAGAAGAAUUAUCGGAGCUGUAUAGAUCAACUGAUUAGUCCAAGUGCUAGAAACCUAACACUACUAAGCACGUUGUAUAGCAACCUAUACAAGAUUGUGCUCUAGAAAAAAAUACUACGAUUUCAGUUAUCUACAUGCACCGGAGGGACUGUCAGUAUCCGCUGACAAUGGGUUUGGGACAAAAAGCUGAAUAAAUAAACGUUAAGGUCAGCCGAAAUCAGGCUUACUGAUACGUUUUAUGGCGGUUUUCCAAAUAAGGCUUACUUUGCUAAUUAUAACUUUCUCGGUUUCACGGUUUUUUGGAUGGGAUUCUUUAAGUGGUUGAGUACGAGGUGUCCUUCUUGUGCUUGAUAAGUGUAUAGGAGGACAUCGUGACAUAUCAGCCGCUACGCUGAUGUUCGUCUGGUGCCAUUUGAACAAGAGGCAGAAGACGUUGAAGCUGAUGCAUUGCAUGUGUUCACCACUAUCAUAUGAACACUGGUUACCGCUGUCCCUCCGGAGGUUUGGUGGUGCUGGGUUGGGUUGACAGGACAACUGUCAUAUGAGCCAUAUUCAACGUUUUGAUCUGGCACAGAGGGAUAGAGAGUUCGGAAUGAGUUAAUCGCACAUUUUGAGCUUGUGGAUAAUUACUUGGUAAGAAUCAGCUGAGAACGACUUCUCAUUUUUGCAUCAUAAUUCUUGCCAAUGAACUCGUCAUCACAAAGGCUCCGUCCCAAGCUCUAUUUAAAAUUUUUCAAACUAACAAAUAUCCCAUUAAGGGACUGAGAUAUUACACUACUCCACCACCACAGCUAAGAGAAAAACCCACUCCUUCGUUUUCCCGUGCACUGGGAGAUAUGCGUUUCGGCCAAAGUGGUCAUCAAGCUUGCUCCAUCGUUGUUCAGAGAAAACGCUCAGCUAUAACUCGUGGUAUUCGCAGUAUAUGACGGAGUCGCUACCAAUUCAUUGCGUCUCUGGCAAAUGACAGUUAUGUCCAGCGUUGCUGGCUUGCUGAAUGCAGGAAGAAUGCGGAUUUUUCUGCCUCGUUGCCGCUUGAAGAUGACGUUGCGUUCGAUCGUCAGUCAGUCACUCUAACCUUAUCGCUUGAUCUGACAGAUAGCCCUUUUUGUGUGUACCUGGGAUUUUUGAAUUCUUUUGACUUCGAAAGGAAAUGAUUGUUUCAAAACCCCAAAUUUUGGGCAUCGUUCAAUUUUCCCCAAAAUGUCGUUUCAGUACUUUUAUUAGAGGGAAAGUUGGCUCACGGCACCGUCAUCGCUGAAUGUGUGAUUCAUAUUUUCGGCGAUUGUCUGUGAUACUGAUCACAUCAUGCUUAGAAGAGCAACUGUACCAACCGACCCUAACAUGAGAAAGGAAGUAUUUAUGUAUUCAGCCGAAAAAAAUCAAAUAACCACAAAUUAUCACCUACUAAAUUAAACAAUUCCUUUAUUUAUACUCUUAACGAAAAUAAGAUAUCGACCGAAGUGAAAUUUUAAAUCCGCUUGUACAUUGUCAUUUGCGUAUUCUGGCUCAAUUAUCUGUGUACUCGACCCGUCUGUAGACUUCAAGCUCUAUAUUCCCCUCAGUGUUGGUAAUCUGCAUCGUCCCAUUCGAAACUGCUGCAUGACCGGACUUACCAGAGAAAAGUCACCAUUUCUGAUAAAUCCCGUUUUGGACAAAACAGACUUUCAGACGGUCAAUUUAUCUUGGUUUGGAUAGUCGUAGUUCCAGUAGAUUAUGCGUUAUACAAAUAUCGAAUAUGCAGGACUCCUGGUAUCUAUGUGGCCCACGAAAACAAUUUUCCGUGGGCUGUCGAAGGCAAAUUGUACCUACACUACUUUUCAUGACCUUUGUCAUACAUCCCCACCGCAGUGGAUACGUUAAAUUCCUGUUGCCACGUCUUCAGCUAGUUUACCUGAACUAGAGUGACAUUGGAAGACGGAUUUAUGGGUUAUUCAAUAUACUUGAGUAAGUCUAUUUGACCUAUUCCUAAAAUUUUCAAGUUCCCCGAAUACAUUUCCUACAUUAUUUGUGUGACAGUGUGUUUGUGACAAAUGUCGAAGAUGUAAAACUAUCUCUGAUUAUAAGUCUGUUGGGCGUUUAUUCGCAAGGCUUCAAGCAUUGACGCUGGUAAUACCUCUUUAGUACGCAGGAAAUAAUAAAAUCUAAGUCAAAAAGCUCUUUGUCCCGCUGUGAGGUGUGCGAUUUCCCACGCUGUAAGUUAGACACCGUUUGCUUAUUGGAAUUAAACUAGUGGAAAUGUGUACACCAUCUUCGCGAUCCUGCAAGCACUGGUGCCACGCCCUUUUGCAGAAGGCGCAUUUUAUAUCGCCCUGGCAAUUAGCCCCAUGGGUACUGAAUUAUCCAAUUAGAGCGCGACUUUGCUAACGUAGUAAGGCUCCAGUUAAAUUUAGAACUCGGCGAUGGCAUUCGUGAUUUUUUCGGUGCACUAAGGGUAGAUUCGGACCUUUGAAGGCGAAUCAUACUGUCACUUACUUGAUACCCCUGAAACACUUUUCUUGUAAUUUCAGGCGGACAGCAAGCAUUUACGACUAUGUGUAGGAGUCAGGACUAUGUAUUAUGUUUGAGACCGUUUAACGGCCUUAGCACAUAAAUGCUGAGUGAUCAUAACAUCCAGAGUUUGUGAGAUCUAAAACGCCUGAAAUGGGUAAACUGCAGUCGGGCGUAAUUUAAAUAAAGUAAAUGACGUAAUUUACCCUUUCUCAGAGCCUAGUACACCGGAACGAAGUGCCUCUCAGUGACUAAACAGUUUAAGGCACUGAUUGAUUUUCGAUUUAAAAGUUGGGGAUCAAAUCCCAGAUUGGACGAUGAUAGACCACAGAACAGCUACUCCAGUACCACUUGUCUUUUUAAACGCUCCACCGAUGAGCCGCGGGCUCGUUGCCCUAUUGGUUGUGAUCAAUAAUAUUAAUUAUGAUGAAAGAGCGCUCGACUCAAUGACCUAAGACCCCGGGUCCGAAUCCCAGGUGGCCUACACUAAGGAUGGGUAUGACUGGCAGGUGGCGGCUAAUAAUCCGGAAAUGGCCAUUCCAGUCUCCCUUCUGGUCGUCGGUAUUCCAUCACAUGCGGUUGCCUGGGGGCUCUAAUUUGAGCACCAAGGCAACCGGGACGUGCCUGUCCCGUAAGUUGAGCAGUGAGCGCCACUUCAUCACAAUAUAAAUAUAUACAUGUACUUGAAGAUGGACAUCGUAAGAAAUAUAAUUCAAAAAAUGAGUCCUUCGGAAAACUGAACAAACUUUAUUUCGUAAAUUUCCGACGUUGGUUCCCCAAGUUGUUGUCAAAAGUGAAGAAAGCGUGGAAAACAGUUCAAAUUCAAGCAUGCGCGAAAAAUCAAUAUUGUUUUGUUAGGGCUGAGGAUGGGUCGAUGCUGUAGGCUGACGUCACGUUCUAAUUGGCUAUCAAUUUUUCCACUGUUUUGGGAUUUGUGUACAUGGCGUCGAGACCGGUGCGUCGAUUAAUGCAUGAAACAUCAGAGUGAAUGCUCUCUAAAAACUCGGGCCCUUCUUAAAUGGGCGGACACCUAUAAUGCAAAUCUUGUUCCAUGCAAAUUUCUGUUCAGUUUCCAGCGCAUGCAUCCCAACCUGGAACAAGUGGUCUCGCCUUCUUACUGCUAACUUGUGGUCGUGUAUGUGUGUAAAGGCAGAUUUCCCAGUUUUACCACAAUAUAUCGCAAUACUGAGUUCGCAUGGUAUCUCACAGACGACUUCCUUCUUAUCUUAAUAGCCAACCUAUCUUUAGAGUGUACAAGCUGAUUACGUAGCGUAGUCGUCAGUUUGUGCGCCACUUGUAUUUGGUGCUUCCUCAGGUGUUUUUCAAAGAGUUCAGACACAUUCUUAAUGUACGGAAGUGUUCGCCAGUUUUUUUGGUUUGGGCGCUUGGUCGGAACAAUUAAGUUCCUUAUCUCUUUUGAUUCCUUCUGUUUCAUGCAUCGGCGUAGAAACUCUCUGGGAGUUUGCUGUCAACUUCUUUUUCGAGCGCGAAGGUGAUUCCCGGUAUUGUUGGGCUGACAACGUUAUGCAGCGUUUGCAGCUGACCUUUAUUGACGAUGACAAAGGUGUCGUCUACAUAGCGUACCCUUAAUUUGAGAUUGAAUAAUGGUAGGGCCACACCCUCUAAUUUCUGCAUUGUGACCUCAGCCCGAAAGCCAGAAAUAAUUGACCACAUUGGAGCUCCUUUCAGCUGUCGGCAAUAUUCAUCUGCGAACGAAAAGUUUGUUUCCAGACAUAAGUCCAAGAGUUCAAGCAAAGCAGAUGCAGGAGCAUCAAUACCGCUGCAUAACAUUAUCAACUCAACACUACCGGAAAUCACAUUCACGCUCGAAAAAGAUGUUGACAGCAACCUCCCAUUUCCUGACGUCGUCGUACUGCGAAAAACUGACGGGACAUUCCAAACAUCAGUAUACCGCAAAGAAGCUUAUGCAGAAGUUAUCCUACACUACGAGAGCAAGUACCCUAUUGUUCACAAACGUAGUGCUGUUAACACCCUAGUUAAUCGGCCAAUGAUGCUGCUGAGAACGAAGGGUGCAAAAUAGAACUCAGUUAUGUGUUCAACGAAUUUUCAUAAAAUGGUUACCCUACAGAUUUUGUACGCCGAUGCAUGAAACAGCAGGAAUCAAAAAAGAUAAGGAAUUAAAUUGUUCCGACCAAGCGCCCAAACCAAAAAAAACUAGCGAACACUUCCGUACAUUAAGAAUGUGUCUGAACUCUUUGAAAAACACCUGAGGAAGCACCAAGUACAAGUGUCGCACCAACUGACGACUACGCUACGUAAUCAGCUUGUACACUCUAAAGAUAGGUUGGCUAUUAAGAUAAGAAGGAAGUCGUCUGUGAGAUACCAUGCGAACUCAGUAUUGCGAUAUAUUGUGGUAAAACUGGGAAAUCUGCCUUUACACACAUACACGACCACAAGUUAGCAGUAAGAAGGCGAGACCACUUGUUCCAGGUUAGCAUGCAUGCGCUGGAAACUGAAUAGAGAUUUGCAUGGAACAAGACUUGCCUUAUAGGUGUCCGCCCAUCUAAGAAGGGCCCGAGUUUUUAGAGAUCAUUCAUUCUGAUAACACAUGCAUCAACCGACGCAAAUAAUUUGCUGCUGUGUAAAACAACUUCAAGUAAAAGUGCAAGAGACGUUGGCCAAUCAGAGCAUGCUGCCAGCCAACAUUAAAGCUUGCAUUGCACGGAUGACAGGGAAAAGUCGGUUUUUAGGCAUGUUUACUUUUCCUUACUGGUUUGCACAUUUGCUUCACGUCUGAGGAAUAAAUGGGGGACCAAAUUCAAAAUUUGCAAUUUAAUUUGGUUAUCCUUCCCAAAGGACUUUUUUCUUCCGAACUUUGCUUCUUGGGAUGCCCAUUUUCAAAUCCAUAUGUUAUAUACAUACAUAUGCUGAUAUGGGUGUGCCGACAAAGACAUUGGAGCUCAGAAUGGUUAUAUCUGGCUUAGUAGUCCUCGUCCAGAUGGUUAGCAAGGCCGAGGAAAUCCAGAUGUAUGCCGGCCGCAGUGAAACCAAAAAAUUCUUUACAUCGAUCAACGUCGUCUUCGUCUUCCAGCCGACGGAAGCGCACAGCAUUUCAGCUCCGAUGGAACAAAGUCUCUGACUGAACAAUCACAAAUUCUGAAGCUCUGAGCCAAACACUUCCGAAGUGUCCUCAACCACCCAUCUACAAUCUCCAACGCCGCCAUCGACCGACUUCCUCAAGUGGAAAGUAACAACUACCCGGAUCUGCCGCCUUCUCUCCCAGAAAAAAGUCGGGCCGGGCACCAAAUCUUCAGCGGCAAAGCAUUGUGGUUUGAUGCAACUCCGGUCCAAGUUCACAAAUAUGGCAGCCCACAGCUCAAAGGGUAACACACGGCGCUAUUCCAGAGGAUGUGGCUCAGAAGACAAGGUGCUCACAAUUUCAAGGAUGCGACAAUCGUUCAUCUCUAUAAGCAGAUAGGGAACCGGAAACGCUAAUGCCCACAAACAGAUCUCACCGUCCAACAUCACGGGGAAAAUCUUCGCUCGCACCGCAUUCAACCGUCUACUCGGCCAUCUUGAACAAGGACUACUCCCGGAAAACCACGCCAUCACAAAACCCCCAACACCAUCUUCGUCAUCCGCUAGCUGCAAGAGAAGUAUCAGUAUCAGUAUCAGUAUCAGUUUAUUAAGGGAAAUAUAGGCAAGCGCCUUUGAAUUCCCUCUUGGUUACAAGUCCCAGGAAAUUCGGACCCAUCUCUACAAUACCCAUGUGGAUCUGAUGAAAGCCUUUGGCACGCUGUAGAAAAGUAUGCAGAACGGCUCUCCCGAGCAAUUCGCGCAUGAGGUACGUAAGCGCCACGGUGGAAUGAUGGCGCCGGUCACGGACAACGGGGCCGUCUCAGAGGCAUUUGCAGCGGCCAACGGAGUGAAGCAGAGCUGCGUACUCGCUCCCACCCUCUUCAGCCUCAUGCUUUCUGCCAUGCUUAUGGACGCCUACCGUGAUCCCCGGGAUCCGCAUCGCCUACAUGGCGACGGACAUCUUCUCAACAGCCCGCGCAUGCAGGCCCCAGCGCGUCUCUAUGCGACUACUAUCUACAACAUGCCCUUCGCUGGCUGACGACCGUCCACUCAACACCGAGAUAGAAGCUGACAUGAAACGGGGCAUGGAACUCUUUGCCUCUGGCUGUGCCAACUUCGGGCUGAGCAUCAGCACGGACAAAACGGUGGUCAUGCAUUAACCAUCACCCAACACUGCGCACAGGGUUCCUCACAUCCACGUCGACGGCGCCCAGCCGAUGACCGUGGACAACUUCGCCUGCCUAGGUAGCACACUCUCACGCUGCAUUAAAAUUGACGACGAAGUGGCUCACAGGAUCUCCAAAGCCAGCCAAGCCUUCUGCCGACUGCAAGGCUCCGUAUGGAAUCGCCACGAUCUCCACCUGAACACCCAAUUGAAGAUAUACAAAGCGCUCACAUUGAACAUUUUGCUGCAUAGUGCAGAGAUCUGUGAGAAACAAGCUCGGAAAGUCAAUCAUUUUCAUCCCACCCGUCUCCGCCGGGUACUAAUGCUGAGGUGGCAGAACAGGAUCUGGGAAACAGAAGAAAUCCUGGAAUCCUCGGCAUCCGCGCCAUGCUGGGGCAAAUGCCACUACGAUGGAGCGAUCACCUCGUGAGAAUGGACGACGAGCGCUUACCAAAGCAACUCUUCUGUGGGGAUGUCACCACAGGUGCUCGCUGACAAGGAGGUAAAACCCUCCAGUACAAGGACACCUUGAAGCAUUCCUUGAAGCGUUUUUAGAUCAAUCUGAAAACUGGGGAAUAACUCGCACAGUGCCGACCGGCCUAGAAAACAACAGUGAGGACAGAAGUAGCCAUUCAUGAAGCCAGCCAGAUCAUCGCUGUCCAAACUAAAAGGGAGGCUCACAAGUCUCAGGCGCCCUUGACCCGCAAUGCCGACUCCCAACCCCCUCCCCCCAACAUGCCCGCACUGUCAACGAACUUUCCGAGUUCGGAUCAAUCAACCAGCCGACAACCCCAGCCGCUGCCCCUCCUACCGUCCCUGCUCCACCCCCUACGGCAUUCACUCCGGCGACCACCUCACCGCCGAUGCUCAAUAUUCCCGUGCCCCGUCGCCGUCGGUCACCGCCAUCCACAUAAUCCCUGCCACAAUCGCCUCGGCGACCACCACAGCUCCCAUUCCCAGCACCGAGCAAAUCUCCCACGACGACCCAUCAAUCACCAACGGCGAUGUGGACCCAGUUAUAACCUGUCCCCGUUGCGAUCGCAUAUCCACCUCACACAUCGGCCUACUAGGUCACUUGCGAAUUCAUCGCUGUGCGACGGCAGCCGCAGUGCCAGAAGCCUCCACAACAUUCACUGCAUCCUCCGUCACUUUCAACAAUGUCCACACACAUUCAUACACCGCCUGGGCCUAUUCGGUCACAUGCGCAUCCAUAGCAGCAGAAUACCUCGCAGUACGACACACCUUGCGCAUCAACCAUCCCUCCUAUCCCCAUACUAAUCAACUUCCCGUCGUCCAGCUCGUCCAUCACUAGCAGCAUCACAACGAAAAGCGGUCCUAAACCCCCUCAACCUAUCGAACCUAAUGGAAUCCGAGCCGGUUGUGCGGGCACACUUAAGGUUGACUCCCGCUGCGCCAGUCGUCGCUCUUGCUUUCUUGGAAUUUAAAAUCCUAGUCGUUGUAUGUUGUAGACCAGGGGUUGUGGAGUGCCCACGUUGUCAUCGCACGUUCACCCCACACAUAGGUCCGAUCCGUCACUUGCGAAUCCAUCGCACUGAGCCUUGUGGACUAGUGCCUUGAGUACCAACAUAUACCAGGCGCCAUCGCCUAAAUAGCUCGCGCUGCCCUCGCACAUUCGGCCAUCGCAUGAACCUAUUAAAUCACACGCACCUCCAGGAAAACCUGCGGUAGAAUAUCGCCGGCUAUACCAUGCUAUCAUAUUUCUCUUCACCAGCACCUAAAACAACCAUAACCACACCCAGCAUCGCAUAAUAUUAGCUCGUAACUAAUACCUCCCACGUAAGUAGAAGGCGCGUUUUCGAACUCCUCAAUCUGGCUCCUCUGAUACAUGUGCGAUCUGACUCUGAGACUAUCACGGUGCCCAAGGCGCCGUGGCUUGGAAGAUUGCCAACUGACAAUGGAACUCAGACCUCGCAGUCAGCCUAGUGUGUGUUUAUGUAGAGUGGACUGAGAGUCUGAGCGAAAUGGAUCCUUCUUAAUGUGGUCUCUGUGGCACUCCCUCUCCAUGGGAUCCGAGCAACCCCCCUCUGCUCUUGUUGUGUAAAAUUCUGGUAGGUGUGCUUUGUGGACCAGAGGGUGUGGUGGUACACUCAUUUGCGCGUUUACGCCGUGCAAGCCACCCGUGUCCUCUCCCGCCUCCGUUCGUCUUGACUCUACCUUGACACCUGGUUCAGGUGGGGGGGGGGGGGAGGAGUGCGGUAGAUUCUGUGAAAUUCUACUACCGCUUCAAGCUACAGUGAGUGGCUGAAAUUCUGGAAUGCGUUUUCGAUUAGGAAGAAUUACUUAGGCGCGGUUGUAAAACUGAUUAUAUUGCGGCAUAAUCCUAUAGUGGUUCGGACUCGGCAGGAUGUCAGCUUUUGAAUUCACUGCUUUUCUAUUUCCUGUAGAAACUGUACUCGGUAAAAAUGGCUACUUAAGUAGCAUGCAUUUUUCCCACUGAUUUUCGAUGGUCUUGCAAAUUUAAAUAUAUUUUAUGGAAACCACGAAAAAAAUAUGGUUUUCAUCAGUCGUUUGAUAGAGAAUUACGUCAUAUUCGUAGUUUAUACUCGAUGAAGAAGUAUUACUAGGUUUUAAAAAGUUUCUAAUCAUGAAAUUUUUUAAGACUGUGCAAUGUCCAUUCAUACGCCAUCGUACCAGUCCGUUUACCGCUGCUCCUCAUGAUAUGUACAGCAUGGUCCGCAUCCACUGAAACAUUCUAUGGACUUCAUGAUAUCUUUUUAGAGGCAUAAAAGAAUAGGUAAUUUUCUUUACGCGGAACGCAUGCAUCUUGUAGACUGAAAUCACAAAGCGCCAAAGCAACGAAUGAUCAGGCGGCAAAUUAUUCGGGACUUAGGAAAUUUUUCAAAACCUAAUUAUACUCCUUCUUCGAGUAUAAAAUAUGAAGAUGACGUAAUUCUCUUUCAAACGACUGACGAAAAGCAUAUUUUUUUCGUGGUUUCUAUAAAAUAUAUUUAAAUUUACAAGCCCAUCGAAAAUCAAUGUGAAAAAUGCAUGCUGCUUAAGUAAUCAUCUUUUACCGAGUACGCUUUCUAUAGAAAAUAGGAAAGCAGUGCAUUCAAAAGCUGACAUCCUGCCGAGUCCGAAACAUUAUAGGAUUUUGCCGCAAGAUAAUCAGUAUUAAAACCGCGCCUAAGUAAUCCUUCCUAAUUGAAAACGCAUUCCUGAAUUUCAGCCAACAUUUCAUGAGAUCGGUCACUAACUGUAAUUCACGCGCUAGUCACCAUGACUGCUCCCCCUGCUUAAGAGUACACGAUGGACAACGACAGCCGACAGCGACUGUCGAACCGUCAGUUGUCGUCCGGCCAGCCUCACUCGACUCUAGGCUCGCGACGCCUAGGUUUCGAAUUCGUUUUCUUCGGGCAUCGGACCUUAGUCGGGUUCAGUUGUGAUUGGGGGUAUUAAUGAUGGUAAGAGGGCGCUCAUCGACCUGGUUACAAGACAUGCUCCGCGCACGAAUAAUCGUUUGCUUGUUCGUCGCGGGCGGCGAUGCUCAACGCUGGCCCCCAUCGGUGCCCAACAGUCGCGAUGUCGGCAUGUGUUCUUUUAUAGUGAAGUCAACUUUCAUCGCCUCUGGCUCACUCGUUCCUCCUAAUGCCGAAAUAACCUCGAGGAACUCGGAGGUUCGUGAGGACUCGGCACUCGGCAAACGUAAUGAGCUCUCCUAUGCGCACCAAAAAGGGACCUAGCUUUUAACGACAGGCGCUUUCAGUAUCGGGGACUUGUGGCUCGCAUGAGUUAAGAUUCCAUAAAGGCCACAUUGAGAAGGAGCCAUUGCAGCCUGACUCUUAGUCCUGAGAAAGAAUGAGUUUUCCCAUCAGUUGGCGGAGGUCCAAGUCACGACUAUCAGCGGAUCAUGAUAGAUUCAAGCGUCUUGUAUUUGUUAUAGCGAAGAAUGCUCUGCUGUGUCGUGAAUAUGGAUUUUUCGGUGUUGAUCUCACUCUCCUAUUUUCCAUGCACCUUUCUAGUCGACCGCCCAAACCUAUGAAAUCCUAUGUCCAGGGCUUACCGCACGCAUAUACAACAGUAUGUUCGAUUCGAUGCUGACUCUGCGCAUUCCGAAAAACUCAUACCUUGAACCAGCCUGACCCUGUUUUAGUCCAGCACGUCUUCAAUGCAGUCCGUUUUUGGAGCAAAAUUAUGCAUGCACUGGACACUGGACACACAUUUGCGCUGGGGAAAAGUCGCUUCAUUGGCACCUGCCCAGCAAAAGAAAGGUCAUGAAUGCCUAAAGGCGGUGCGCUGAGAUGAGAUGUGCAUCGAUAGGCAUACGGAUUUUACUGUCACGUACAAAAAUCUCAAACACGCGUAGAGACUAACUCAGCCAACCAGGUGUCGGGAUGCAAUGGACGCCUAUUGGUGCAAACUUUUCGCUUCUCAUAGAAUUCUUUGUUAGCUACGAUUAGGAAGAAAACUAUGAACAACGAACGCACCUCCCACGAGAAAGAGAGCUGUUUUUUAACACUACCAGUAUGUCUGUCGAUGCGGUUGCCAAACAGUCUCGUAAAUCUAAACUAUAUCCCUCUUCCUAGCACACAAUAAAGUUGUACUGAGAAUAAUAUUAACUACGAAGUCAGCCAUCCUGCGAUUCAUUAUAUAGGUGAUUAUUUUCCACCAUGCUUUUCACUACUCCUCCGGGGAUUAUCUAAUCACAAGCUGGCUUAAGUUAAUUGGUUAUUUCCAAUUUAACGGACGUCAAAUCAGCUUUUGGGGGAAAAUAUCUGAGACAUCAGAAACAGUCACAAGUUCCCAGCCCUACGGCAAUAAUGCUGCCAUGGAACUUCUGCUCUAUGCCUUUUGUGCGAGAAAUCAUUAAAGCUAUCGUACGGCAGCUGAAGGACUUUGUUAUGCGAAUAGCCCGCAACUCUGCAUCCUAAAGUAAAUGGUCCCAUAUUUAGAGGACCGUAAUCGAACGCCUUUCACCAAUAUUCCACACGUUCAACGUUAUUUCACUUACGGUGGCCAUACAGGCUGGCGAUUUGAGACUUACGACAACUGGUAAAAGUCAGCUGCUCGUCGGCGUGCAUUCUGUUCCUGAUUUUUGUCAAAUAAUCCUGAAAGCGAUUACCACCUCAAUUGAGGGACAGCGGAAUUGUUGACCAUACUAGUAAUGUUAAAAAAUUUCGGGAGGCCUGUACUCUAACGCGGAUUCCACUUCCGGGGCAUGUAAACCAGGGGUGUGCACUACUGCGAGAGCCCGCCCGAACUUCUGAUUGAUCCUGUGCGUCCAUCCUAAAGCAGAAACAGCCAGCCCGCGUCUAACAAUCAGAAAUCGCACUCUCUGGCCAUUCUCCGUCCGUCUUUGUCGUAUCGCUGUGUCCCUCUCCUGUCCCCCGGUCGUUCGUACCGCCUGAGUAUCAUUCAUAUACCUAAAAUUCACCGUGCUCUUAUCAAAUCUUCUCAUUGUUUGUUUGACGACGGAUUGAUCCCACUAACUCGAAAAUUGAUGAUUACAGCUCUAUUCGUCCGCAACGCCUCCUCAGGGAUAUUAUUACAGACGGCUCGUUUUAACUUCCUAGCGCAGACCACGAGCAGAUGGUCACGUACCAGGUCGCAAAGCAAACAAACGAAAAAUAAAGAGACGAGUCCCAGGAAGCAGUCGUGAAGAAGGAGACACGACCGCUGAAACAAGAGUUUUAUUCACCUGACGUUUCGGAUUCCUGCUUGAACCCAUCAUCAAAGGCGAAAGCAUCUGUAUCUGCUUUUGUCCCUGAUGAUGCGUUUGAACAGGCAUUCAAAACGUCAAGCGAAUAAAGCCCUUGCCCCAGUGAUCGUGUCUCCUUCACAAAACGAAAAGUAAACUGACAAAAGCACGAGAAAACUGAGACAUCAAAUGUUUCGCAUGAUCUCUGCCGAUCGUUGGAACAGGUUCGCUCUGGGACACUAAGGAGACACGCAGGCGCCUAUCUCUGUGGGAAUACAAUCCCAAUCUAACCCAACAGAUACUUACCAGGGGUUAGACAUUGAUUGAAUUAGAGUCGGCGUUGCUGACGACGCAUUAGUUAAAUGUAGUCUGUGGAUCAUUCGCGCAGUGAGAUUCCGUAAAUUUAUAUCGCAAAUGUCACAUUUUGUCCUCGGGUGCUUCCAACUAAAGAUAGCAUGGAUGAAUCCGAACCGGGUACUUCCUUAACCUCUUAGCGUCGCUUCUUGUCUUUUCCUGCAUAGAGAGUCAGACAAAAAUGGGCGAGAACGGAUUCGUUGAAUUCUCAUACCAAACAAGUUGCGUAUAGCGUGACUGGGGUCACGAACAGAUCAUCCCGUACACAGGUGGCCCGUUCUGCCGUUAUUCAAGGCGAAUUGAAUAACGGGGGAAUAGGCCAGAAAAACAUCCGCCCCGAUAUCCUCCCAUCUCUGUGGUAUCCCACGCAUGUGCAUUCGAACUCUACUUUUGUGGUCCCGUUGUGAAGGUUAAUAGCCUUUUCCUGAAGUGGAUAUUUUGCGAUCCUGUGCUAUCAGAAACGUCGAUAAUUCAACUGGCUACCCUAAUCCGAGCUUUCCGAAUGGAAUUAAAUCUCACUGACUUUAUUCUAGCACAGUCAUGAAGACACCUCUAUGCCUCUGUACUCGUCGCCAAAAUAUUCGAUGCCACUCAGUAGGGGAAGUUCUCCUGCCUGCCUAGCGCUAUUUCUGCCUCUAACUUGAGCUUAUCGACACCCUCACUGUACCUCAAGUGGACGUGGUUCCUGGACUUGCGGAACAUGCGAAGUCGCAGUCAUAGCGCGAGUAACCCUACUUAACUCCACAGCCUUACAGUAUCACCUCCUCAGACCAUUUCUUGUGGCCAGUAACGUUGCCAUUGUGCAGGAUGUGGAGAGCGGUCAACAGCCCUCCUCGUCACUUUCCGAUAAAUGCUUCGCAUAAACGUCCUAUAUUUAUCUCAAAACUGAGUCACGUUAGGCUAACAGUUAAUACUGAUCGGCCCGCCAAAAUGAUUUUAUCGUUGGCCUGUUUGCUCGAACAUUUAUUGGUUGUCGGAAAACGAGAAUAUCUCGGGUGUAUAGCUAGUUGCUUUACUUUAAUUCGAUCUUGCAGAAUCCAGGUCUUGUCCCCUGCUACAGGCCACCACCAAAAUAUGUUUCAGUGGGUGUUACAUGGCCCAAAAAUCUCUGGACCUCGGAUCUGUACUUCAUUUCAUGUUUCAUCAUUACCGGUACCCAAUGCCUGCAGAUUUUGUUCAUGGCAAACAAAUUCAGCUCAGCCGCAAUCCAUGCCCACAGCGCUAAGCGUCUGGCACGACACCAUGUGAUCCGCCAUCACAGUGCACUCCACAAUUUCAACGCCUUUUAGAGUUACUGAUGUUGCUGGCCUGUCAGACUUAGAGCCGACUUCAGCAGACCUCUUUUUGACACAAAUUUCGAUAAUUGCCUUCUUGACAGUUAAAUAUGAAGACAGCUUUGUGUACAAGUAAUUCAUAAGGGAGAUUAUUCCCAAGGUCAUGAUCCUCUUGAAAGUCAAGAGUUCAAAAUAAUACUUUGCUCACCCCUGCUCCGUUUGUUUCCGGUGUUAACGAUAACUUAUUUUUGAACAUCAAGCCUAUACAGUAUGUUAUUAAUAGUUUAGGAGCAUGGUUUGCAGGCUUUACUACAUAAUUGUAUGCGUUUAAAUCAGUAAGCUUUACAGCUAUUGUACUGUUCUUUCAAGAACUCACGCAUGUUUAUUCCGGUUCCAAGGACUUCUCUUUUUGCGUAUUGAUAAGGUACACAGCUGCAAAAUGGAAAAAUCUUGUCUGAAGAUUUAAACUUCGCCACUUAUGUCGAAUUUUUGAGGAAGUUUUAUGUGCCUCCUUAACCCUAUUUCACCCCUCCCACAGUCAUAGAUGCAGAAAGAGUGCAGACUCCAUCGACACCGACUCUAACGCAAGGAGACCAGUUAAAUCGAAUCAAGUUAAUCCGAAAGCGCAACAAAAAUCGCCAUGUCAACGGCGACUUUCGCGUAGACGGAGAAGAAGUUCUAGGCACGCUGGCCAGUUCCUAUCCUCGUAGCCGCAUGGUAGGUGUUCAUCCGGACAAUGAAGACGAGGAGGUCGUUCAGGCCUAUGAUCUUGCUGUCCUCUCCCACGAUUGUGAUGACAGUAGCGAAGACAAUGACGGGGUUCUCCAACCACACGAGUCGCCGACGAUACCCCUCAAUAAGCUAUCUCCAACUCCUCAUCAGGACCGUGGUCGAGAAUUCGAGGAACGCCCGUUCCACAAUAAUCUACCACAAGGGUGAGGCCUUCCCAUAUCCUCUUUUAGUGGAUGUUCGUUUUGGGCAGUUUUAUGAUUAUCAUGUUGCAUCUUUUGUUUGCGUUGCAGAAUGUCUCAUUCAAUGAUUAGUUCGCCAAACCAUCUCGGAUUUUUUCGAUUUUCCCCUUUGCAUUCACUCUAAGCUUAAACGGGCUGCGCGCAUGGAGUCUUAUGCCUUCACGUUGGUUAAUUAAUACAACGAGAGAAGGCGACUUCGAGGACCCAACACAUGAAUGAACAGCGGUCGAAAAUAGAUGGCAGCAAAAAAAUAUAAAAAUUUGUGGCAUACUGGAUCUUAGCUCUAAUUGCCCCUAUGUAACAACUCGUAACCUUGUAGGGUGCUCUUGCAUUAUCAUCGAUAGACAACUCUAUCGCAACCGUCCGAGAUAAUAAUAAUAUUAUCCAGCCAAAUUUAUUAUUUUUGACUUAAUAUAAGAGGAAUUUUGGGAUACCCGACGACAGCCGGUCCUGUUGAACUUAACACUUGAGUAUUCACGCCACAGUAACGGAUUUUCUUGUUUUAAAGCUCGGUAUUGUUAACCAAAAGCGAACGUUUAGUCGACCAUUUAACACUUAGAGUCCGAUCCACUUGAGCAACGACUUCGUCCUUACAUUAUCAUAGUUCACUGACAUAUGAGUAAAUUAUGGGAUACCGAUGGGUUCACUAAUAUCCAGGGUCAUUGCCAAGGCGGUUAGGAAAAAACUCGAGAAGAGUACAAACGCAAGUUUUGGGCGCGCUACGUUGAAGUUACCUUCUUAGUCAUCGAUCGGAAUAAGAUUAACUAUUACGGGAGCAACUGAACUCAAUCAUUUCCGGCCUACAGUUCACGAUAGAAGAGAAGGUGAAGGACAAACCGCCAUUCUUGGAUGUUCUUGUCUGCCGCUAACCAGACGGCAAACUGGCGACGUCAGUUUACAGAAAAUCAGCGAACACACUGCAAGUACUCAAUAACAACAACAACCACUUACUUCAACACAGACGAAGCCAUGUGCGCACACUAUACCGACGAGCGGAAACUCGUUGCAGCACGCCAGCAGCCAAACUUAACGAGAUGAAGCUCCUCCAAGGACUCUUCAGAGCCAACGGCUAUCCGCGGGCAUUCGAUGAACGGAGCCGAAGACAACAAAGGAAGCGGAGUGAAGAACACAGUCAGCCAAAAUCGUGGCGGAGCAUUCCGUACGUGAAGGAUUUCUCCGAAACCAUGGCUAGAUCCCUCGUGCCAUUCAGAAUAAGAGUUCCUCACAGGCCUGACUCAACAAUCCACCAGCAAGUGACGCGGCCAAAAGACCCGAUCUCUAUGCAGGAGAUGUCGGCCGUUGUAUACCGACUUCAGUGCAGUUACGGGAUGUGCAACUACGUUGGUGAAACCGGCCGACGACUGCAAACGCGAACGCACGAGUAAAGGUUGGCUGUGCGAAGAUUAGACCGAAAGUCGGAGGUAGCAACCCAUGUCGCACAAAUGGGACACAUCUUCAACUUUGAGACCGUUGAGAUUUUGGGCCGAGGCGAUGAUCAUAUGUAAAGGCAGGUGCAAGAAGCCUGGAUGUCCACCGACUGCUCUGUCAACCGCCACAUCAAUUUGCCUCCCCCCCCCUUGACGGGGAGUAGUUACGGCGUGGGACAAUCGCACCGUCAACUAUUUCCUCCGCCGACCAGAGCGGGGGCGAUUCGGGUCAUGGUGACAUGCGGGUCGGAUGCAGCCACACAGGCGGCAUUGUUGAACCACGCGCCAAACAAAGUGGUCUAUAUAAGGAGUGCUGUGCGUAUAACUUCCUAGUCUCUGAAGAUGGGUAGACGAAGCAACUACUCGAAACGUCAGACCUUUAAUAAACUCCUCCCGGUGAACGCUUCGUCUCCUUUUGUUAUGUCAUCUGGCAAUCUCAAUUUCAUUACUAUUCAUAUGAACCUCUAUUAGGAAGCUGAUGUCCACCACGCCCAACACACUUUGCAGUUCUGGAGAGACACAAUUGCAUCCUAUUAUUUAUUUUGAUGACUGUGGGAAGACACAAGUAGGCCAUAAAUAUCCUCUGCGAAUGGGUAGUCGAACCUGCCGUCAUCCAUACAAGCCCGCAGGUUAACUACUUAUUUGAAGAAAAAUGUUUUUACCGUAUUAUUUGACGGAACUCGAAUUCUCACACUUCUGGUUUGUAGCCAUAUCCCUUUAACAAUUGUAUUCCAAAGGACUCUCGUUUUUGUCUGAUGGAACUGGAAGUAUUUACCAGUCCCUAUUUUUCGAGCUGAAUGAACGAUACUUAUGUACGUGCGUUAUUUUAUAAGCGUUAUCAGGCUGGUUUUCAUCCGGAAGGAGAAACGGCGCGGUGCCUUUGUUUCAGUUAGGAGGAUUCAGGGGAUUCAGCAAACGCUUACCUAAGGUGCUACCUGUUCUCUUUCCCCAAUUUCCGCCCUGAUACCUAUUUACCAUAGAAAUGCACAAGCCGGAUAAUACUGUACCGAAAAGUAUCUUUGUUUCAUUUGACGGAUUUUGAACUCUGCAUACUUCUGUUGAAUGGGCAUAUCGCAGUUGGUAUUGUCCCUGGCACUUGUGUUAAUCGCUUUUGCAAAGUAAUUGCUAUACUGUGAAAACGCUCUUGACAAAAGUAAGUCAUACCUGCGGUCUUCCGGCUAAAGAAUUCUUCCGAGAAUACAUCCAGUCGUGGCGGAAGUUGAGUUUUAUUUGUAUGCCGUAUAGUGUUUGGACGAUGUUCAAGAUGUCUUCAGUUCUCAAAUUCAGUCCCUGACUAGAGACUCCUGAACGGCGUUAGGUUCGUUGAAGCUUUCGCUUCUGCGUCGAAAGAAUUUUAAAAUGCAGGUCAAAUAACCAAACUUGUUUUCUGCUUUUGAUAAAGACUGUUUCUUUGAGUACGGGACUAACCUCGGCAAGGAUUUAUUUAAUAUUCAAAGUUUUAUACGUUUCCUUCUACCAAGUCAAACAUACCGCCAGCCGUCUUGUCCCUCGUAUUUAAGUAGGUUAGUAAUAUCCUAUAGGACGGUGGCACAUUUCUGUUUUAAUAGAAAUCCAGGGAAUCUUUUGCUUGGUGAUAAGGACGUUUUAAGGCCCCCUUCUAUCACAAUAACGUUAACAAUUAUGUCGUCCUCAGAGUGUAACACCUAACAGUCCCCUAGAGUACAAUUCGCUUUGGCGUCAAUCAGGCCUUAGCUGCGUCAAUGGUAAGGGUGAUUCCUUUAUUUGUCUAAAAGUGCGCGCGGUAGUGAUUAGCAGGCAUAGAGAUUGAAAGCCUACGGAGUAAUUUGCGAGUUCUCUUUGAGACCUACUAGGAAUGCGAACAUAUGGAAGCGAUUAAUUUACGACAAAAAUAUGGACUGACGGCUCACCGAACUAUAGGGUAUAUUAAUAAAAUUAAAGACUGGUGCCAGAUCUGUCUGCUAAAAGCCAUUAAGCCUGAUAUUUAUGCUCUCAUUUCGUGAUGUGGCACUGCAACCUACGCCGCCCUAAUAAAGGGACUUGCUACAGCAUUUAGUUCAAAAAGAAGUCAAAUCUCACCUGUGUUGUUUUACUUCUUGCAUUUUCCAAACACUUAUCGUCACGUGGAGGCCAAGUGCUUGACUUACUACUUACAUGGGGGGGAGGGGAGAGAGUCUUAUCAGACAGUCGUGUCUCCGCAAAAUAUGAAGACUUUCGACUCGAAAAACCUGUGAUCGUUUUGAGGCUAAGGUAAAUUUCACACUAUCAUAUGUUUUUUUCUAGGAGUUGGGAACAUCUACGUUGUGUCUUCGGUUUGCCAAACUGUACUAUAAGGCUAACAGGACUGGUUUCUGAGAUGUUAUCUUAUAGCAUGCAUUACCUUAGCCUCAUCGAUUCCAAGCCAGUGUUUGUAAGUCCACAGUACUGAUAGGAAAAAAGUGAAUUUGUGAUAUAGUUUAAGAAAUCAACCGGAAGUAUGGUUUCUGGGUAACUGAAUUUUGGACAUGACUCCCUUAGCAGAAGGAAACGUUCGGUCGUUGUACUUGUAUGCAUCGUUCCUGCAGACCAAGUUUUAGUUCGGUUUGGUAGUUUGCCACGAAUUCACUUACCACUCGGUGUCUAAGCAUAUUUAGCGUGGUCUUGAAACAAAGGGACAAACACCGUUUGAAUGAGAAAGUCACAGCAGUUUUUGUGAAAGAGGGUAAAGGGGCCACCUUUAGUAACUUUGCCGCUUACGCACCUUGUCAGGAUCACGAUCGGGUGUUAAGUACCAAGUAGGUAAACAGGUCCAAAUCUCUAACGACUGCUCUUUCUACUAAAAAUAUGGUUAGUUCCUUACCACCUGUAAUUUACUUCAAAACCUUUCUGGCAUCGACUUUCAUUGUGGAUCAAAAAGCGUGGCUUCCAUAGGCAAGUUUUUGAAAUAUCUGAUGCUCCUCGCUGGACGUUUGCCACAGCCGACUUGCAUUACGAGGCAGGAAGCAGUAAGCAUCGACCGAUUCUCAAAUCUGAUGGGUAUUGGUGCGAGAGUUCGGGUAUGGAUCUUCCUCCACGAAUCUGGGGAAUCGUGUAACAGCAAACGUUUUUUACUGGGUUUGCUCCUUCUUUGUCGUAAUUUGGCUUGCCAGUCGUUUUACUUCUAGCUGAAUCAUUACUUUCUGAAGUGGAUGGAUGUUAAUUGUCCCCGAAUCACUUAUAAGCCAUGUAACUUCGCAUAACUUAAACUUCUAUGUAACCCUUUUGGCCUGAUGAAGAGUUACCGAAAACGCGUGUUCGCCAAAUUGACUUUUCAAUUGUAACAUGGGGAUAUUCGCUGAACUUUCUGAAAUAUUAAGCAUGUUAUUCGCAAGUCAAUAUGGAGAAGCGAAGUUCCUUCAUGAAAAACCAGAUACAUACGUGAGUAAUAGCUUUCGCUCCUACAAAACAUUGCAAUUAGGAUGACAUCGUCUUACCUUUUAAGUUCUUUUCGUGAUUACUCUUAUCAGAAUUAGCCUCGGUAAUGGUUUCUUGAAGUUAACCCUCCGUAAUUGGAUUUUGGUGCCGUUCUUCUUCUGCCCGUUAUUUCUUAGAUAAAAGACGGACUGAGGAACACGUUUUAAAUACUGUUUGGAAAACCUAGGAGGCAGCGAACCACAAUUUGGAUUUCGAAUAUGUAUAGUAGGUGGGCUAACUCAUGAACUGUCAACCGAAAUUCCGAAAUGCGUUUUCUUUUUGAACAGAUUAAUUAAGUAACGUUUUAAAGGUAGUUAGCCUGCAACAUAAUUCUAUAAUAUUUCAUUUACCAUAGGAUGCCGGCUUUCGAAUGAACUUCCUUCCGGCUGCAUGCAAAGAUUACACUCUGUAAAAAUGAGUACUUAAUUAGCAUUUUUCUCAUUGAUUUUCGAUGCCCCUGAAUGUCCAAUUAUAUUUCAUGGGAUACAUGCAAAGGAAUAUUCAUUCUUUUUCCCAUUCGGUAGAAAAUCAUGUCUUCUUCCAAGCUUAUACUCGAAGGAAGGGUAUAAUUCGCGUUUUAAAAACUUUCCAUUCCCGAGUAAUUUUGAACCUACUCCACCUUCACACUUGGAUUCGGGGUUUCCAAACUACAAGCCGUAUAUUUUCCGCGUACGGAAAACCACACAUUUCUCUGCGGUACUAAAGGGGACCCCAAAAGGGGGCUCAUAAAAUUAGACAGUGGAUUUGAUCCAUAUUGUUAAUUUUACAAGCCACAUUGGUAAAUGCAGAGAUAUGACGAUUUAUGAACGGUCAUUUCACGGUAUUUAAAAGUCCCACAAUUAUUAACUUCUUUAAAACCGAAUUAUGUCCCUCCUUCAAGUAUAAAAAUAGAAGAAGACGUAAUUAUCUACCGAAUGAGCAAAAUAAUGGAUAUUUUUAGGCAUGUUUCCAUGAAAUAUAAUUGAACGCUUAGGGGCAUCGAAAAUCAAUGAGAAAAAUGCAUGCUUAUUAUGUAGUCAUUUUUUACAAAGUAUAGUUUUUGCAGGAAGGAAGUUCAUUCGAAAGCCGGAAUCCUGUGAUAAAUGAAAUAUUGUAGAAGUAUGUUGCAGGCUGACUACCUUUGCAACCCUACUUAAUUAAUCUUUUCGAAAAUAAAACACAUUUCGGAAUUUCGGUUGACGUUUCAUGAGUUAGCCCACCUACUGUAUAUUUAAAAAUAAGUCCAAGUAUUUGCAAAGGAAAUAGACCAUGUAUUUCUUAAAUCCCGGGGACUAGUUCCUCAGUUAGUUGUUAAACUGAUUGGCUGUAUACAACGUCAGCCAACUAUUAAAUAAUGUCUAACAAGAAAGUUUACACCAAUACACGCCAAUCAUAGUCCGUAAACUGGUCGGGAUUGGCUGCAUUUGUUUUCACGUGUGUUCGAGAUUUUCGUACGUAGCAUUUAAAUCGGCACGCCUAUUGUUGCAUAUCUCAUCUCAGCAUUCCCUCCGAGAAUUCGCAGCCUUUUCUUGCCAUUUAAAAGUGAACGUUGUGAGUUUUUUUCGUGUUUCCCUAUGGGGGUUAUAUGGCUGUCUCCUCACAACUGGGUGAUUUGCAUACACACGGGUGGAGGCAGGUCUUUCGGUUUGACCACAAUAAACUGAUACAUGGAAUUAUGUAAAGAAAGCUUUUUUCUGUCGGCCUAGUUAAUCCUGUCAGUAGGGGUGUAGAAGCCUAGUGAUUAACGCAGUUGGUUUGUGCGCCACCUCUAUCUGAUAUUUGGUCAGUCCUGAUACACUACGCGUAUGGGAGAAUUCACCAGAUUGUCGAUUAUAAAAAUGUCUUUUUGGACUUUUAACGCUUCACGCCCUGUUUCAUUAUGCAGGACGUUACCAAUUUCGGCAAAAUUAUUCCAUGAAGGUACUUUCUUCCUAUUUUCUGACUUCGUGGUAGCAGCAAGUUUCAGCCUUAUUUAGCAGGCCGCUGACAGAACUCUGUUUUUGAGAGGCAGGGUGGAGGCACAGGCGCGUAACAGGGCCAUAUUUCCUACGUCCUGACUUUUCGAAAUCAUGCAAACCCCCGUCAAGUUAAAUGUAGCACCCCGCCUCGCGUCAUUUAAGGGUAGCGUUGUUUCCAGGGCUGCCUGCGCGGGUCGCACUGCGGGGAGGGUGGUCGUUGUCAUGAUGACAAAUAUCAUUCCCUUCUGGUACUGUCGCCUGGGCAUAAGCGACCACGGAUGUCGUCUGCGUUGUUCGUAAUUGUCCUCCAAGUUGCGUUUGCACUCGGUCGCACCCGUGUACUCAGUGGGCGUUAAGCUGUUACCGAUGGCUUAGUUCAUAUUUCAGAAGCAAUCUCCGUCAUUGGUGUUCGCGUAAGACCUGCACUGAAGCCAAAUAAAUUUCGUGAAUUCGAAUUUUCAAAUGCCCCUCCCUCUGCCUCCUAAUGAUAUACACACAUAUAUAUACAACAGGACGAGUAUGUCCCGUAAAGCGAUCAGUGAGCCGUUCCUACCAUAUUUAAUAUAUCCGAUCGCAACCGAUAGAACAACGAGCCGGUGGCUUAGUGGUAAGAGGAUUGGACUAAUGACAAAAAGAACACGGGUUAGAGCCUCAGGUGCCUUCAAAAUUGCGGUUGGGCAAGACUGUCUGAUGAACGACAAUAAGUCAGAAACGGCCAUCCGGGUCCACCUUGUCUUUGUCGGCAGCCCCUUGUCCGCAAAGUAGUCCAAUUUACUCCGCCACCUCGUAUCAAUCAACACUGAAGUAUUGUCCCCGUCGACUGAUAUUUCAACAAUUUUUGUAUCAAGUUAUGUGUGAAUGCAGGUCUAUUGAUUUUGAUUCGUGUUUGACUUGUUUCAACGCAGUCCGUAAGCAGAAGAGUAGAAUUUGGUCAUUGUAAGCAUUACUUUAUUCAUUCAUCUGCUCUCGUUUACACCCAGGCGCAUCAUUAGACAUGGGACAAACUGACUUUUCUAGCUGACUUCCGGUCGAUCUUUCCUCAUCGCAAGAUUGCCGUUGGCGGCCUCAUAGGUAGGAUCUACGUUGACUGAGCGUCUGGUUAGCUGGCCAAAUACUGUGGCAUUGUUAAUAAUUGUCUGGCAAAUCUGGAGAAAGUCAAAGAUAAGAAGACGAAAAUUUUAAAAAAUGUGCAGCUUAAUUUAAAGGCAAGAGGAAGUGUACAAAAUAUUUAAAGAUCCUUGGACAGCUGGUAAGGGAACAAGAAAAACUUAACGUCAUUCCUGAUUGCUACAUAAGUGAAUAGUGAUGAACUUUACCAAGAGACAGGCUUCCCCUAAACAUCUAAACGCCAGUCAUAUGCGUUACCACCCGUAUGCUACACAUGCGUCCUUGACAAAACUAUCAGAUUUAUGGAUUUUUAUUUAAGAGGCACAUCACAGUGACGUGCAUUUGCAAUUGCUGGUUGGCGACGGUUUGGCCGUCGUUGCCGACGGUUUCCAGCGUGUGCCUCACAGUAGGUUUGGCGCAGUGGCAGUGACCUGCGCGUGAAUUCGUUUAUAGUAAUGGUGGGCUUGCGAAGCGUCUACCUCACUCUCUCCUAAUCCACCUGGAUCCAGCACAAUGACAGAGUCAAGAGAGCCAGAAGGGGGAGAGUGGACUGGUGGCUGGCACAGCGAAAACACACACCUUGGCGCGGGCCCCAACAUCGGCUCGGAUCCCGCUGAGUAGAAGUGCCAUAGGGGCCACAUUAAGAAGAAGCCAUUGCAGUCUGACUCUCAGUCCACCAGUCGACCAUACCACACAGACGCACACUGAGUUGACCGCGACGUCUGAGCUGAAUAGUAAUUUGGUAAUCCUUAAAGCUACGACUUUUAGUGAUGGUUCCAAGCUUGGCAGAUUGUUUAUAAUGAUGAAUAUGCGUCGGGAGUCGGCCUCACACUCUCUUCCCUCUGCAAUGCACCACUUUAGUGUCCGAGCCGGUCAACCAACUGAUGCUGGCAUUGGACGCAGUGACUGAUUCAGAGCGAAAUAUAGGAGACGAAGUCAUACCUGGGAGCUCGAGUGCUUAGCCCAAACAGGCGGCGGCAUGGUAACGGAAUGGAAAGUUUUACUGACAGAGUCAAUGGAGAGUAAAAUAUGAAUUUUGACCUGUUUGCCGUCACCAAUCAGCUUGGAAAUGAAAAUGAUCACCCCAGUCUCCGUUCUACUGUCCCUUAUGCUUCGAUACCGUUGGAUACCCUUCACUAUGUGACUACCUCCGUCGGCCCUAAACUGAAGCUCCCAGACAAAACGGGUUUGUUCGUGCUCGCUCCUGCAGUCUGGGUGGCAACCAUUCCUACGUAAAUUGUAGUGUCCCUGAUCGCUCCCGAGAGUACGCUCGCUGUUAGUUUAAUGGUAGUCUGCUUGACUUAGCGCCUAGUGACAAAAGUUCUUGGUUUUCAGUCCAGGAGAGCCCGUCGCAAGGUAGAGGUACGGCUGUCUCACGACAGCAAAUGAAACAGAAAUGCUCAGUCCGUUCUCUGUUAUGUAAAGUGACGCUACUUCUAUGUCAUUUUUUCUAAAAGACCUGCUUACCAGUUAGAUCAUCAGCCGUUUGUACUGAAGGAUCUCGUUAUCCACGUAUUUAAUGAUUUUUACUUCAGUUUCACUAUCCGAUUUGCGCUCCCCUAGUUGGCCAAUUCGGUUUUGCAUUCCGGGGAUGAACACAAUCCGUUCUGGCCACAACCUCAUGAGUAUCUUGCUAAUACAGAAAGCACUUGCCGUGCAGUGUGACGAAAGGCCACGUGGUAUCUUUCUUAUUACUUUUAUAAUGACUUUCAGACAAUUCUUGGGAUCUGUUUGUGGCAUUCUGGUCGGACACGGAUAUAUGUACUUCCCUGAACUAUGACCGAAGAUCAUCUGUGAUAUUGGAAUGGUGGUAGUAGUAACCUUUUAGGUGAUAAAGCUUGAUGUUCUUAAAUGUUUAGUAUAUAUAGGCAGAAUGGCAUUACCGACAAAGACAAAGGAGACUGGAAUGGCCAUUUCUGGCUCAUUAGCCGUCGUCAGCCAACCAUACCCAAGCCCGAAGUGUGAAACACCCGAGCCUCGAACUCGCGACCUGUUGGUUUAGAAGUCCACGUUGCGUGCUUUUUUAAUGCAAUAAAAAGGGACUUCGUAGGAAGAAACUUCAGAGUGGGAUGCGCAGAUCCUUGGCGUUCCACGCUCUGUUCACAUACCGACUCGCGGUUGCCUCCAUCGCAAACCGUUUUCAUCUAUACCCGCGAUGUUAGUGCGAAUUUACUUAUCAAUGAGUAGGUUUAUUUAUUUUCCCAUAUUAGGUGCGUAAGCAUACGGGUACACAACGCAUUAAUCAAAAACGUUGUAAAUUGGUCUAUAUUCUUAAUUCCGGCUUAUAUUGCAUGGUCCCGCGGGGUUUAUAUUCGAUUUUGUAUAUUGUUAUCUCAUGGCCUUUUGAACGGUACUAACUAAGUUAACCAAACCGAUCCCACAAAGGUCGCUUUUCCUAAAAUGCUAUUACGUGCGACAACAAAGUACACCUUGGUAGUGGAAUUCCGCUCUGUAAGCUCCAAAUCUGAUGACCCACCCGCGGGCAUAUUGGAUGUGCACACUGGCUCUGUCAAUCUCUCCCUUUGCUGCCAUCAACUUCCACAGCAAGGAAGGAAAAGAGAAUCAUGACUUUUAAGUUUCCUGACCUAAAACGGGAGCAAAUGGCGGGAAGUCUUGUCUAAUAUGCACCACCGGGAAAUGCUCAACCACAUGGAGUGUGAAAUAUUAGCACUUUUAUACUGUGAAUCCCGAAGAUCUCAAAUUUUACCAAACAUCCUGUGCGACCAAAGCCAUUGUCUUUAUUUUCGUUCGUCACCGCAGGGCUUUUGCAUCGCGCGUAGGCAAUCAUUGCUUUACGACCUUCAAGCAUCCGCCACCCGGACCUCUGCGUGGCUGUUCCAAAGACUUCUGUUUUUUAUAUAUAGGACGAAAUAUGCCCGAUAAGAAAUAGCAGACUUACCUUUGCAUCGGUGAACAAAAUAACUGCGCUUCCACACGACGAAUUUCAGGGAAUAUGGAAACUCACACGUUAAAAAAUAUAUUUUUAAAGAGGCAGGCUGGAACUCCGAAUUCGCCCCUGGUGCUCGCCUCCGAGUUAUUACAAGAACGUACGCCAGCUAUGCAAAUGCAUUGUUUGCUUUCCUCUGACCACUGUGGUGGACCUAUUUCCUCCUGGCCUACCACUCUGUUAGGGCUACACAGCAAAUCGUAUAUACUCAGGAGAGUGAUCCUGUGAUGAGUAUGUGGCUCAGAAAUUUCCGUUUGUUUAUAUGAACUGGUCAUUCUGAGCACGCCGUGCAAAGCGACCUUCCCGUGUUUCGUUUAUUUUUCAUUCUUGCAGCCGUGUACAAUAGAUGUGCUGUCUCAUGGGAUGUUGACUGAUGUUCUGAAAUGUGUUUUGAGCGAGGUUUCAUCCUGCAACGCACUUGAUUGAUAUCAUAAAACUAGCUUCCUAAACAAUUUUUGUAGAUGCGAUUGCGCCAACCUUACAUAUACCACGUGGUUGCGCCCUCCUUACACAUUUAAUGCAGCGAGUGUCUGUGGCUCGAGUUGGGGAAUCCUUAUACGCCAUCCUCGGCUACAUCAGAUAUCAGCUCACACGCGCUUCCCUGCGAGUGUUUCGACCUCAGCUUGCGCCCUCCUUAUUAUCUUAAUCCAGCGGGUGGCUAAAUAGGAUUGUUAAUGGCAUUGUUCGGGUGGAUUAGAACUUUGUCGAUUCCACCAUAGUGACCAUGCACUGCGAAUUAACACGCGGCCUUCGAGUUCUGAUUGCACCUUCCUCAUCAUCUUAAUCCAGUGAAUGACUGUGUCGCGUGGAGUAUGUAAACGCCAUCUUCGGUUUCACCAAGCAUCGGUUCACACGCGCCUCCCCGCGCAUGCUUCGAGCUCUGCUUGCGUCUCUUUCCCUUGCCAAAUCAGCGAGUGGCUAUGACUGUUAUGUUGACUAAAAAUGUUUUAGUAAGCUAGCCGUAUGGCAGCAGUCAAGUGGGGCUCCGCCUGUUUUUAAUUCAAAAAGACUGCAUAGGUAGGGUUGUUAUGCCAUUUGUUGUGCAUGUUUUCUUUAAAAUAUGUUUAAAUUUAUAGGGUCAUGGAAGUUAAGUCGAAAAUUCAUACUACUUAAGUAGUCUUUUAUCCUGAGUGGGGUUUUCACAGGCGACCGGAAGGAAACUCGCUCAAAAGCAGGCAUCCUGGCGUGACUGGAACAUCUUGGGAUUAUGCUGCACGGCGAUUACUGGUGCGAUUCUUAUUAAGCAAUCUUUUCGAAUCGAAAAUACAUUUCAGAUUUUCGGUUAGCACUUCAUGAGAAAGCGCAUCUGUAGUAGUUGAACAUUUCCAGAAAGCAGUUUGCUAAAAUAAAACAAAAAACUUUGAGACUUGAGACAUGUAGUUGCAAUAUCAGAUAUCAAUAGCACAAUGUUCAGUUGACUUAUCAUUCGACCUACGAACGCACUCGACGCAACGGAGGGACAGAGGUCGUCCGGCUACCUUUGCUACUCACUGCUGUGUCACAUUAUAAUUGCUUUCGUCUUUUGCAAUUCUGCAGGUCUGGCCGGGUAGCUGUGUCCACCGCGAGCGUUUCGAUUAGCACAGACCACGGCGCCGCCUCGCCUUCCCUUGCAUUGGACGGGACCUCCCUCCUGCGUCGCAGUUUCCCGCCCGAGCAGCGAGCCCCCUCACCGGCAGUACAGGUCUCCGAACCCCUACUUCCGCGAAUCCCUCGCCUGCCGCCUUUCGCGCGUGCUCGAGUCGCCUACGCGAGUGCUCGCGUGAAGCCCACUGUUAGCACUGACCGGACAAUCACGAACGAGGAGGAUGCGGGAGCCGAGCCCUCUCGUGAUGGCUGUCGCAACGGUAGUCGUGGCAAACUAGGUGACCGCUUCACUGAGACUGUGAUCCGCAGGAUAUCAGAGGCCGCAGAAAACAGCAACGGCAGUAACACCAAUGGGAAGGAUGGAAAAGCAACCGCCACAGUCACUGUGCGGCGGCCAAUGAGGAGCACUCUGGAUUACAGAAGACCCAUACCCAAACCCAGGUAUAGCUAACGUUUGUUUGCGUGCUAAUAAGUUGCUCUCUUCCUUGUCUGACCAUUUUCGCACCACUUAUUCUCCCGUAAGGACUUUUCACACAACCGAAUACUUCGCACUCUAAUAAGGUUGUUCUGUAGGUCAGUUACGGCAAGAGUGUGGACAAUGGGCGAUAGGCUGACAAUAGGACAUGGUUCACAACAGUACUGACUUUAACUUUGUCAUCCUUUGAAUGAAAAAUCCUCUACUAAUGGAAGAUCAUUGCAAAUAUCUUGUGACCAAACUGGGAAACCAGCCUUUACACGUACAGUGAGUGACCGAUCUCAUGAAAUGUUGACUGAAAUUCUGAAAUGCGUUUUCGAUUAGGAAGGAUUACUUGGUUGCAGUUGUAACACUGAUUAUCUUGCGGCAUAAUCUUAUAACAUUUCGGACUUGGCAGGAUGUCAGCUUUUGAAUGCACUGCUUGUCAAUCUCUUGUAAAAACCGUACUCGAUAGAAAUGACUACUUAAGUAGCAUGCAUUUUCCCCAUUGAUUUUCGAUGGUCUUGCAAAUUCAAAUAUAUUUUAUAGAAACCACGAUCAAAAAUAGUCUUUCUUUCAGUCAGUUAAUAGAUAAUCACCUCUUUAUAUUUUAUACUCAAGGAAGGAGUAUAGUUAGGUUCUAAAAAGUUUCUAAUUAUGAGAUUUUUUAAGACCCCGCGAUGUCGAUUCGCAUAGCAUCGUACCUCGCCGUCUACCACAGCUCCUCAUGAAAUGUACAACAUAGUCCGUAUCCACUGCGAAAUUUUAUGGACUCUGUAUGAUAUCUUCUUAAAGACGUAGAAGGAUAUGUUAUUUUCUUUACUCGGAAGUCAUGCACCUUGUAAUCUGAAAUCACUAAGCGCUAAUGCAAUGAAUUAUCAGGCUCCAAAUUACUCCUCAAUUUAAAACCUUUUUUGAAACCGGACUAUACCCCUUUCUUGAGUAUAAAAUAUAAAGACGUGAUUCUCUAUUAACUGACUGAAAGAAAGCUUAUUUUUGUUCGUGGUUUCUAUCAAAUAUAUUUGAAUUUGCAAGAUCAUCGAAAAUCAAUGGGGAAAAUGCAUGCUACUUAAGUAGUCACUUUUUACCGAGUUCGGUUUCUACAGGAGAUUGAGAAGCAGUGUAUUCAAAAGCUGACAUCCUGCCAAGUCCUAAAUGUUAUAAGAUUAUGCCGCAAGAUAAUCAGCAUUACAACCGCGACCAAGUAAUCCUUCCUAAUCGAAAACGCAUUUCAGCAUUUCUGCCAACAUUUCAUGAGAUCGGUCACUCACUGUAUUCGCAAAUAUCGAUUAGCAGUAAUGAGGUGAGACCACCUGAUCCUAGGAACCAUGCAUACCCUGGAUACUGGGCGCACUUUCGCUUGGGACAAAAAUGGCAAUAUUGGCGUCAGCCUUUUUAAGAACGUAGUUCCACAAGGCCCUACACUCGGAUGAGUCACGUAUCAGUCGGCCUGUGAGUUGGAGGCGGCGUGCAAAAAAUGGAAUGAACGGCAGUCAAACCAAGCAGAGCAUCAGUAUACGACGAUUGCUUAUAAACACAAAAUCUACGCAAGCAUUGCUCUUUACGUACGUUUAUAAAGUUUCCUCCUUGGCACACUCACACUACAUCGGACGGAGAGCUAGGGAACUGGCACCAAACAUUUGGGGACUAAAUAUUUCCAUCUUUCCCAGCUGACAUAUAUGACUUUAGCAUAUAUUUCAGCCAGCAUACAGUCCCUCCUUUGUAGCCUGUUGGUCGUUGACGCCAUUCGAUGCUUCAUAAUCGGUGUCGAUGAUUCACAAGUCCAUUGUUUGACAAUCUUGACAAAUUACUGGUUAAAACAAGGGUGGGUGAAAUGGUCGUUUUUGACUCAUUACCUACAUUCAGACAACCACACCUCAAAUCCGGGUAUGGGAGACCCUCCACCUAAUCCUCAGUUAUGUCGGCCAUUUAACUUCUCUAUCAGUUGAGUCAGGGGCUCAUCACGUAAAAGCUCUAUCUAUCAUUAGAUGGCUGUUAUAUGUUUUCUUCUUACAGGUGUCCCUUACUCAAAGGCCAAGUAGUCCCGACAGCUAAGGCGAUAUAAAUAGGUUGGCAGUAGUGAGAUGAGCAUGCGCAUAAUCGGCCUCAGUCUCCUUUCCCACGCUUUUCAGGUUGCAAAAGCGAGACCGAGUCAAGUAAUCUGUAGAAGACAGUGGGGUUUAGUGGCUGAUCAGGGCCCUGUCUCUGUCCUGCACGUGUCAGGCGCGUACCGGCAGAUCUAUUAGCGAGAACUAAGUAAUUUGCUCAAUAACUGAAAAUUAACUCCCCUUUGGUCUGAUGUUGUGGCACCAUCCGUUUUGGAUGACCUAAAUCAAGGGCUACCCGUCACAACUCGAUACCGCGGGGAUCGUUGCUGUUGCGAACAUAAAACUGUAUUUGGUUGAUUGAGAUACAGCUGCGAGCACGGGAAACAACGGCAAUGUCGUGUACCAUAUCUCAAGUCGGGACUCAUUCGCACCACAUGGCCCAAUAUUCAUGGUUGCAUGAGGCGUAAUCCAUGCAUUGCGCGGAAUCCCCACAUGCUUUAGGCCGUCUGAAUCACGCACGGUUACGAAUCAGCCGGUGGAGUUAUAAUGUGCCAGGAAAAAGACUGAGUCAAGCACAGUGCUUCUAUCGUUAGUUCGCUCGCGUCUGUCGCCUGCCGCAUACGAUCUGGCUAAUUAGUCGGCACCUACCAAACCUCACCGGUUCACGAUGAGUGUUAGUAUAUGGUCAGAUUAAAAUAAAGUCGUUGCAAACUGCCUCUUAUUCUCUAGGAUCGAAUUACCCCACCAACUAGUAAUAUUUCACAGCUAGACUUCUAAGGGUUCGCGUUAAUUCACAGACCGAGAGCAAAUUGAUACGCAGCAAAAUGGUCUACAAAUGGAGCCAAGAAGAUACGUCAACUGCACCGUAAAACAUGGUUCCCUACGUAUCUCUCCGUCACUCGAGAUUUGGUGGGGUAGAUAAUAAAAAAUAUAUUGCACUCGACUCUGCCUUCUGUCUGCCUGAAGAAACAGGGACUUUAAUGUAUUCGUUGGUCUAGUCAUAUUACUUUCAACCUUCGCCAAUCCAUCUUUUUAUAUUAGGCUUUUCAUCUGUCUUUUAUUAUAUCCUAGUUUCUGCAAUAUCGCUUAAUUGUUUCCGCCAUUAUUUUUCAACUACUGAGGUUGAAAUUUCAUAGUUUCCGAGUCUGAUCCAUGACUGCCUAGGGAUGCUUUCCAUUGCUAAUCCAGGUCUCCUUUUAUUUAGACCAUUGCCACGACGGAUGGUGAACUCCACGGAUGGUCCUGUUUUGAGAGCCAAUCACUAUGAGGCCUCGCAGUGGACAGUGGAGCCCCCGGCACCGCCCCCCAAGAAGGUUGAUUUCUCGCCUAGGAUCUUUGCGGCACAGGAUGAGACAUUUCCAAGCAGUCACCCAUACUUUCUACGUUCAUUUCGAGUGCUGCACAAAUCCAUGGAUGACAUACCUAGUUCCUGUCCACAUUUGAAACACAGCUCGGCCGUAGCAGUUGGCGGGGGUGAUCACUGUAUUCACCGAUGCCCAACUGAGUCACGGAGCUGGUACCAGGAGCACCGAUCCUGUAUGCACAACGAUACGCGACGGAGCUCCAACCCUCUUGUAGCUGGGCCUCUUCGCAGCACCGUAUCGCUUUCCAGACUUCGACCUAGUGUGAGUUUAAUUUGCUAUGCUUUGAGGUGAUUGUUUGUGCACGUUUUUUCUUUAAAUCGAAGACCUAUGCAGGUGCCAUUUUGACCGACGUGCUCGUAUAUAAAACCAGGUAUAUUACAGCGGCUCGAGUUGUUACAUGUUCAUUUAUCAAUCUUUGCUUUCUGGAAAGCUUUCGUAGACCCAGAGGACAAACACCCCGAAGUUCAAAGAUUUCCAGAUUCUCUCGACGCCUUAUAGAAAGGUGGCUGCGCUAUUCUAAUUAGAAACAGUUCCGGACUUCCUUUUGUUGGCUAUAGCGUAUACAACAUCAUUGAUUAUUUCGAUUUCUUAACAUAUUUUCUCAAAGCUCUGCUCGUUUCCUGUGACUUUAAUCUUUGAAUUCAACUCAUAAUCUUGCCGUAUAAAACUGAAUGAAGAGGGCUUGUCAGGUUCCAUACACCUAUAAGUCGGCAUUUGCAAAGUGAAGUUAUACCAGGAACCACAUCUGGCACAUCAUGAUUCCCACCGAGGAACCGAAUCCCUCGUAUUUUCUCCUGCAUCAAUCAGAAAUUCGUGAAACUCGUCUGAGAUCUUGGUCAGUAUUCCCGUUAGGUAUCUGGCGAAAUAAUCUGCGCACAAUUCCCACUCCGUCAAUCGAUUAGACUUGGCUAUGAGAAUUUACUUACGUUUUCGAGGAUUUAUCUUUCGAACACGAGUUAGCUUACAUAAUAAAUUAAUAAAAUUAUAGUAAUGAAUCUAACAACUGGCAUUGUUAGCGACCUGGCCUAGACAGCUCCUCCUCUUGAGUUUAUUCCCCUCGUCAUUCUUUGACUUCGUGGCGGAAAACGCAUAAAAACCUUUAAAUGAUGGCGUGGAAGUAGGUGAAGGCUUUCGUUGUCUUUCGCUUCAAUUUAAACAACAUUUGGAGAUAUUGUUUGCUAAAGGAUAUUUUGUUCUAGCAGGUACCAUUGACAUCUGCUGGCAGCUUAUAUAAAACUGAGUACCAACGGUUUGCGCCAAGUACAGCUAGACAGAAGUGGGACGUUUAUGAUAAUUGCUGUGGUUCCCCAGCCAAACCUCAAUUCUCAGACCGAAAGACCCCAGCAACCGAUCGGUUGCUAAGCGAGCUCGAAUAUGAAUUUCAGGCUGCAUAAAUGUUAAGUCGUGAGAGUUACUUGUGAUUUGUUUUUCGUUUUUUGACUUCCCAGACAGGGAGAUCCACCGUCUAUUUUCAACAAAUGUUAAGUGUUGUUGAAAUAACAACUGAGAUUUGCGAUUCUGCUUAUGAUUUUUAUGGUGACGAUUCCCCCAUCAGCAUCCCGACUGAAGCAGAAGUGUCGGUUAAAGACAGGGGACCGAAUGUCAUACCGCCGAACAGCCGCCUUUCAUUAAACUAAUGCGUAUCUCAACCCAUUGGUAUGAAUGUCUGCCUCGUAAACAGAAGAGCAAUUAACGCUUGGGAUGCAGUAAAAGAUAUUCGUCUGUUUCGCGGUAAGGAUGGAAUGCACUACUCGAGACAGCAGUGUACACAAGAAGGCUACUGGAUUAUGGACGAUUCAGGUGCUAAGCCGAUUAUUUGUCAUGUGGUUGUUUCAGAAAUUCGUUACAUGUGGUACAGGGAUGAGCACUUCAGCGAUAACGCUCCCCCAUCCGGAUCGAGCAUUCGUGGUCGCAUCUGACAUCUGUGACGCCCUAAAAAUUUGACUUUGUCCGUUGUCCACAACUUUGACGACGAGCCGGCGAACCAAGUUUAGUCAUUUGUUCAAUGUUUUUCGUUCCUAAAGACCUUGACGCCUAUGAUAGUGAUGCCACUUUACUUCCAAUAUAUGUACUAACCAAAGGCGUAGGCACCUGUUUCGCUGGUUUCUGCUGCCUCACGGCGCAACUGCGGCGGAUUCAGUCGACAGCAGCCCCAUCACGAACUACAAAUUCUUACGCAUUUAUCAGUAGAUCAAGUGCUUGGAAGCAAUUAAUUUGUACAUCUGGAUGGAAUUGGCCGCACCCCUACCAAUUGUAACUUGCUCUUAAGUCCGAAUUCAAGGAUAAGGUCUCUCAUACUGUGUUAGAUAUGCCACUUUUGGAUGACUGCAUCGUCAUUCAAUGCCAUAUGCAUGGUGUUAAGCAAAGGUUUUGUGUUUUAACGUUGAGUGUCAAGUGAUCCGUAAAUGCAAAGGAGACGAAUUGUAAUUAUAUCAGCUCAGAAACGAAUUACUUCGAAAUUAUGUUUAACCCAUCUGUUUGAAUACUACAUAUUUCACAAAUGUCUCUUUAGUCGGGUCGUCUGCUCUUGACGUCAGUUCUUCUUCGUUGUAUUUUUCAACUACUAUUUAUCCGCUCGAAUAUGUGUUUUUAUUUCUACCAAUCGACAAUUUCUGCAGAUUAAAUAUUGCCAUUGUUAUUGACUAACCGAUAUUGCUACCGCACUUCGGUCUUUUAAAACUUUUUCAUCCUUUUAGAGCACGUCUUUCAAUUUUCACUAAAAUUGCAAACUUUCCUAUCUGUACCCAAAUCGUGGAAUGUUCAGAGUUCGCGGGCCCAUGGUAUAGUUUGGACCGCCGUCAACAAUGGAAAGUAG
Spirometra erinaceieuropaei is the source of this 76648-nucleotide messenger RNA. The record is from the annotation of a GenBank genome assembly. Lineage: Eukaryota; Metazoa; Platyhelminthes; Cestoda; Diphyllobothriidea; Diphyllobothriidae.